AUGGCCGCCUGCAAGUCGGUGGCUUUUAAGGGAGAAGCAAGAGAGGUCACAAAAGAGGGCGGGUCCUUGUCAUCGUGGCGACCCCCCCACCUGGCCCCUCCUGAGAGGUGAUGCUCCUCCUUCAGAACUCGGAGGCCCCUGCUGUUCCACCUGCAGCUGGGCUCCAUCUUCCUCUCACAUCCUUCUUCCUGCAGCCCCAUUCCCAAAGGGACACCAGCCCCACAUCCUUCCAGGCAGGCUAGGGGUCUCCAUAGUGCAGGAUUGGACCACCUGCUUUGCAUGCAGGUCUUCCGUCCUGGGCGGCAUCUCUGGGAGGAGGGGGCUGGGAAUGCCUCCCCGUCUGAAACCUUGGAGAGCUUCUGCCGGUCAGUGCAGGUGCUACUGAGGUCGAUGGGUCACAGGACUGACUGUGUCCGAGGCAGCUUCCUAGGAAUAUGGCGGACGCUCAGGUUGCAAAUGUGAUCUGUUCGGGAAGCACGUUCGCAACCCGUAGUGUUUGCAACCUGCAGCGCCGCGUCCGCGCAUGCGCGGGUUGCGAUUCGGAGCUUCUGCGCAUGCGCCCAAACCUGUUCUGGUAGUUCCGGGUUUGGCGCAGUGCGCAACUUGAAAUCACGCAACCCGAAGCGUCUGUAACUGUACAGCGAUACCUUGGUUUACAACCAUGAUCUGUUCCGGAGGUCCAGUUGUACAGUGGUACCUCGGGUUACAUAUGCUUCAGGUUACACACUCCGCUAACCCAGAAAUAGUGCUUUAGGUUAAGAACUUUGCUUCAGGAUAAGAACAGAAAUUGGGCUCCGGCAGUGCAGCAGCAGCAGGAGGCCCCAUUAGCUAAAGUGGUGCUUCAGGUUAAGAACAGUUUCAGGUUAAGAACAGACCUCCAGAACGAAUUAAGUACUUAACCCGAGGUACCACUGUAAACCAAAACAGGUUGUAACCCAAGAUGCGCUUUCACCAAUGGGGCCUCCAAAAAAAAAUUGGUUGUAAUCCCCCAAAAAUGGGUAGUAAUCCCAAAAAAGGGACACAUACUUCAGGUUUUGACGCGAUUGUAAUCCAAAACGGUUGCAAACCAAGGUACCACUGUAUUCCUCUUAAGUUACAGAGCUGAGGAGGAGCAAACUAACUUCUGCACAAGACCGACCAUCAAUUCCUUUCUUUAAGAGACAAUAUGGAAAAAUCUCUUAAUGCAAGUGCAAAAGUUCUGAAUAUAGGAGGAAGCUGAAUUCCUCCCUCCCUCUGCAAUAAAGCCCUAGGCCAAGGGAUGCCCCCCCGGUGGACUAGAUGACCCCCAGGGUCCCUUCCAGCUCUACCAUUCUCUGACUCUGUGAUCACAGCAACCUUCACUGGUGCACAGUUUGGGGGAGCACAGGAGCAUGGGCAAGAGCACAUAAUAAUAAUAAUAAUAAUAAUAAUAAUAAUAAUAAUAAUAAUAAUAGUUUAUAUCCUGCUUUUCUCCCUGCCAGGUACUUAAGGCGGCCUAUAUUUGGGAUAGAAGCAGCUAAACACAUUGGAAAAAAGUAAUAAAUACAUAUGAAUAUAAUUAAUAGAGAAAAACAAAACACAAACUCAGAGUCACCUAACUUCUUUUAUGGAAAAUUAUCAAAAAUUCCAAAAAUUGCCCGACUGUGAGGAUGAAGCUUUGAAAAUGAUAACAAUACGCAUGCAUGGGGUGGGUUUCUGGCAACGGGCAGUGGCCGGAUUAAGGCCCUAAGCAGUGAAAAUAUGUUGGUGUCCCCAUAUAUCUAUAUAUUUAAAGAAAAUUAGGGGUUGAGAAAUUCUAUUUCUAGAAUCUUAGAGUUGUAAGGGGUUCAACGGCCAUCUAGUCCAACCCCCAGCAAUGCUGGAAUCUCAGCAAAAGCAUCCACAACAGAUGGCCAUCCGAUCUCUGCUUAAAAACCUCCAAGAAAGGACAGUCUAGCAUCUCCAGAGGGAAGCCAUUCCACAGUCAAACAGGCUCCAGGAGGAAGUGAAUCAGCAACCUGAUUGGCCUGCAGGAACAGUCCAAUCAGGCUUCAGGAGGGGAGUUGAAUCAGCCAAUCACACGGGACCUAUUGUGUAAAAAAUGUAUAUAUAGCCAGCGGUUUUGGGAGAAAGAACUCACUCACUGUUUACCAUGAGCUGAAAUAAAGAGCAUGAAAUCAACACUCAACUCCGGGUAUAUUUCACCCUCCAUCCCCACUUUUGUUGGCGAAGAAGAAGAAGAAGAGUUUGGAUUUGAUAUCCCGCUUUAUCACUACCCGAAGGAGUCUCAAAGCGGCUCACAUUCUCCUUUCCCUUCCUCCCCACAACAAACACUCUGUGAGGUGAGUGGGGCUGAGAGACUUCAGAGAAGUGUGACUGGCCCAAGGUCACCCAGCAGCUGCAUGUGGAGGAGCAGGGAAUCGAACCCAGUUCACCAGAUUACGAGUCUACUGCUCUUAACCACUACACCACACUGGCAAAGGCGAAAGGAGGAGGGCCUCAGGAAUGCAGAACUCCCAAGCAGGUCCAUGAAGCUGUUUGAGAUACCCUGAUCCCAGGUCAUUUCGGGCUUUCUGGGUAAAAAUAUGAUACCCUGAGGCAUUUCCUGUUGCAAGCCAAUGAAAUUGAUUUAAUAUGGUCCGUCCUGUCGGCCGCAGAGCACGCAUCUCGCUGUGGCCUUGCCUCUGCUGAGGUCAAUGCUUGCAGAGUAGGACCGGCCAGAAACCAGACCGUAAUCAGGGAUCUAAAACAAAAUAUCAGUUUCGUCCAAGAGAAUGUGGAAUUUAUGGACCAAUGGGCACUUGCCUCAAAAGGGCAUGUUUGAAACAGGGCAAUAAUGGUUUAAAUCAGAGGGUUCAGGAGCCGGUAUCACUCUUACUAUAUCCCUAAUGAAAUGAUCAAGCGUUCCAUAUUUUAUGAAGCCCUCUUUGUGCAUAAAUCACAUUUUUUCUCUCCGAAGGCUGGUGUUUUCACAUCAGCAAAGCUGCUAAUAGCUUGAAACAAGCGCACUGCCAUUUCUGGUGUAUCUAAAUGGUCGUUUGAGGUUAGCAUCUAAAUAAAUUUGCAUGCACAUUUAGGGAUGUUUGUGCAGGCAAUCUUUUUUUCCAAGGCCGCUAUUAGCAUUUAUUUAUUUAUUGGGCUUAUUAGAGCACACAGAGAACACAGUCGGAGCAGCUCAGAAAAUAUAUUCCGGAGACAAUUAACACAGGAAGGGAAGCCAGAAGAGGAAAACACUUCAGAUGACUUUGCAGCCUCUCACUUAAUAAUAAAAAUACUUGACUGGGAGCAUAUGCAUAUGCAGUGUUCAGAGGCAUUCCAACAAAGCUUUUGCGUGCUUUAAAAGGUUAACCUGAGAUCAGUGGAUCUACAACAUGGGUAGGCAACCUAAGGCCCGGAGGCCGGAUCCGGCCCAAUCGCCUUCUCAAUCUGGCCUGCGGACGGUCCAGGAAUCAGCGUGUUUUUACACAAGUAGAAUGUGUCCUUUUAUUUAAAAUGCAUCUCUGGGUUAUUUGUGGGACCUGCCUGGUUUUUUACAUGAGUAGAAUGUGUGCUUUUAUUUAAAAUGCAUCUCUGGGGUAUUUGUGGGGCAUAGGAAAUCGUUCAUUUUGUCUUCUUCAAAAUAUAGUCUGGCCCCCCACAAGGUCUGAGGGACAGGGGACCGGCCCCCUGCUGAAAAAGUUUGCUGACCCCUGAUCUACAACAAUAAGCUCCACUCCCAGUCACCAGUCUAGCUGCCGCAUUCUGGAUUAGUUGUAAUUUCCGAGUCACCUUCAAAGGUAGCCCCACGCAGAGCGCAUUGCAGUAGUCCAAGCGGGAGAUAACCAGAAGGAACAGAAAUGAAACUCAUGCUGCUUUGCUGAGGGGAGAUGGGCAGCCUGGAGCUCACCUAUGAUGAGUCCAUCUCCCUUCACUUUUUGAGCAUCUGUUUUUUAACACCUUGUGCUAACAAGUCGCCUAAGAAGCCAACUCUUUCACGCUCUGCGACGCAGGAAUCUCAGCUUUAAAAGCCCUGACAGAGGGCCAUCCAACCUCUGUUUUGAAACCUCCAAGGAAGGAGAGGCCACCACCUUCUGAGGGAGCCCAUUCCACCAUCGAACGACUUUUCCCUCAGAAAGUUCUUCCUGGUGUUUAGCUAGAACCUCCUUUCUUGCUUUCUACGUAGGGCUGCCUCCGAAGACGGUUCGGAAACUUCAGCUGGUGCAGAUUCAGCGGCCAGUUUGUUCACGGGAGCAAGACGGUUUGAGCAUAUUACACUGAUCCUGGUCCAACUGCACUGGCUACCCAUUAGUUUCCAGGCCCAAUUCAAAGUGGUUUUAACCUAUAAAGCGUUAAACGGCCCAGGACCGCAAUACCUCAAAGACCGCCUCUUUCCAGAUGAACCUACCCAGACCCUGAGAUCACCUUCUGAGGUCCUCCUUCGUGUGCCUCCUCCUUGAAAGGUCCAGAGGGUGGCAACACGAGAACGGGGCCUUCUCUGCGGUGGCUCCCCGUCUGUGGAAUGCUCUCGCCAGGGAAGUUCACCUGGCACCUUCAUUACACACCUUUAGGUGCCAAGCAAAAAUGUUCUUUUUUAACCAGGCCUUUGGUUGAUCUUAUUGACAUCCUAUGCCUUUUUAAAAUGCAGUUCUUUUCUGGGAGGGGAGUGUUAUUGGGUUAUUGUUUGAUGUUGUGAUCUUUUCUGUGAAACACCCUGGGACCUCCAGGUAUAAGGCGGAAUAAUAAUAAUAUAUAAUAAUGAUAAUGAUAAUAAUAAUAAUAAUUUAAAAAAAAUUUACACCCCGCCCAUCUGGCUGGGUUUCCCCAGCCACUCUGUGUGGCUUCCAACAGAAUAUUAAAACGAUUAAUCAAAUAUUAAAAGCUGGACCUCAGUGUCCGGGCCGAACGAUGGGGGUAGAGACGCUCCUUCAGGAAAACUGGGCCGAGGCCAUUUAGGGCUUUCAAGGUCAGCACCAACACUUUGAAUUAUGCUCAGAAACAUACUGGGAGCCAAUGUAGGUCUUUCAGGACCGGUGUUUUGUGGUCUCGGCAGCCACCCCCAGUCACCAGUCUAGCUGCUGCGUUCUGGAUUAGUUGUAGUUUCUGGGUCACCUUCAAAGGUAGCCCUCGUAGAGCGUGUUGCAGUAGUCCAAGCGGGAAUAUACAGUGGUACCUCUGGUUGCAAACAGGAUCUGUUCUGGAGGCCCAUUCGCAACAUGAAAAGAGCACAACCUGCAGCGGCACAUCUGUGCAUGUUCGGGUUGCGAUUUGCCACUUCUGCGCAUGACAUCAUUUUGCGCUUCUGCGCAUGCGGCAAACCUGGAAGUAACCCUUUCCUGUACUUCUGGGUCGCCGCAGGACAUAACCUGAAAGAAGGUAACAUGAAGUGGACGUAACAUGAGGUAUGACUGUAAACUCAAUAAAAAAUAAAAUAAAAUAAAAUAGGAAUAAUAAUUGUCAUUUGAAUUUGUUGGUUUGGCUAUAUAUAACUGCCCUGGCAACAUCAUGAGCACGAAUCAUCACAAACGCACCGUAAAAAGGACUCCUGUAGCACAUACGCAAUCUGAAGAAUAGCUGUGGUGAACUAAUCCACAGCAACGCACCGUGGAAAACAUCACCAAGGGCGGAAAGCUUGUUGCUCCAACCGUUCUGUCCAUGCGCAACUCCCUCCUUCCCAUCGGCAAAUCCUCCUGCUCUUCCCUGUUUGAGGAGUGGAUGCAAGCAGCAGAUGUUUGUGCCCAAAAUGAACCGGGCUUGCUCUUGUUUUGUUCAGCGAGAAAUGGCUCCCGCAGGGUUUCAUUUAAAUAUUGCAUGCCUGUUGCUUUAUAAAAAAUUCACACAAAGGGGGGGGGAACAUUCUUGGAGGCUACGAGCCACAGCGUGGCGCACUUAAAUGACUGCUGAUCGUCCUCUGUGUCUUUGCCAGGGAAAGUACCCCUGGAGUCAUGGCUCUUCGCUGGUAGCGGGGUUUCUUAGCAGUAAAUAUUUGUAUUAGGAGAAGGGGAUCUGAUCUGCGAGAGUCACGUGUCUCCCUGCCACCACCCUCUCUAUUGCACAGGGUGCUGGAUAGACAGGGCAAAGAGAUCUGAGAAUCACAGAAUUGCAUAGUUGGAAGGAACCUCAAAGGUUCUCUAGUCCAAACCCCUGCAAUGCAGGAAUCACAGCUAAAGAAUCCCGGACAGAAGGCCUCUGCUUAAAAACAGCAAAUGAAGGAAGGUUCACCACUAUCAGAAUCUGAAGAAGGGCCUUCUCGGUAGUGUGGAACGCCCUCCCAUCAGAUGUCAAGGAAAUAAACAACUACCUGACUUUUAGAAAACAUCUGCUUAGGGAAGUUUUUAAUGUUUGUUGCUUUAUCGUGUUUCUAAUAUUCUGUUGGGAGCCGCCCAGAGUGGCUGGGGAGGCCCGGCCAGAUGGGCGGGGUAUAAGUUAUUAUUAUUAUUAUUAUUAUUAUUAUUAUUAUUAUUGCAGUCAUACCUCAUGUUACGUUUGCUUUAAGUUACGCUUUUUCAGGUUGCGUCCCGUGGAGACCCGGAAGUAGCAGAAAGGGUUACUUCCGGGUUUUGCCACUCACGCAUGCGCAGAAGCGAUAAAUCAUGCUUCCCACAUGCGCACGAGCACCAAAUUGCGCCACGCACCUGUGCAGAUACAGCGUUUCAGGUUGCGGGCUUUUCAUGUUGUGAACAGGCCUCCAGAAUGGAUCCUGUUCGCAACCAGAGGUGUUGUUGUUUAGUUGUGUCCGACUCUUCAUGACCCCCUGGACCCCCAGAGCACGCCAGGCACUCCUGUCUUCCACUGCCUCCCGCAGUUUGGUCAAACGCAUGUUGGUAGCUUCGAGAACACUGUCCAACCAUCUCGUCCCCUGUCGUCCCCUUCUCCUUGUGCCCUCCAUCUUUCCCAACAUCAGGGUCUUUUCCAGGAAGUCUUCUCUUCUCAUGAGGUGGCCAAAGUAUUGGAGCCUCAGCUUCAGGAUCUGUCCUUCCAGUGAGCCCUCAGGGCUGAUUUCCUUCAGAAUGGAGAGGUUUGAUCUUCUUGCAGUCCAUGGGACUCUCCAGAGGUACCACAAAGGUACCUCUAUAUUAUUAUCCAUAGCAAGCACAGAAACUGCCUCCUUGACCAUUGGUCCCACUCUAGGUCUCAUCCGCUCCAUCCACUGGAGCUUGACUUCACAUGCAGGGGGAGUCCCUAAAUCACAGACGAUUUGAGACAUAUUGGCUACCCUCACCCGGUUUAGCUGUCCAGUCAAAGCCUUUCCCAAAGUGUGGCCACAUGUUGGCAGCUUCCAGGAGCCACAGGUGAGAGCUGAGUGGGCAAACUGGCAAACCCCUGAAGGAGAACAAUGUGUCUCCCAUCAGAGGUACUAUGCCCUCCCAACACUCCAUACAUAUGGACAGCAGUAUAAUGCAGAAAUGUUUUCAACAAAUUAUCUAUCAUUUGUCCUUAAAGAGCCGGUGGACUGGAAUUGGCAGCCAGCCUUGUGAGCUGUGACCCCCUUCAGCAGGCUGUAGUCCACAAAUACCUUGUACGCUAGAAAGGUUUAAGGUUCCACAAUACCUUGGUCAGGGCCGGAUUUAGGUUUGAUGAGGCCCUAAGCUACUGAAGGUAAUGGGGCCCUUUAUAUGUCUAGCUGUCCUUUGUCAACAACAAAUGGUCGCUGUUUUUUGUGUGGAAUAUAUGCUAGAUGGUAAUUUAUGGACCUAAUAGGUAUCUAAAGACAUCUGCAUAUGAUGCCAUGCAAGCAGUCCAUGCAGAAUGUAAAAAGGUAAAGGUAAAGUUAUCCCUGACCAUCAGGUCCAGUCGCAGACGACUCUGGGGUUGCAGUGCUCAUCUCGCUUUACUGGCCGAGGGAGCUGGUGUUUGUCCACAGACAGCUUCCAGGUCAUAUGGCCAGCAUGACGCUUCUGGCGAACCAGAGCAGCGCACGGAAACACCGUUUACCUUCCUGCCAGAGCAGUACCUAUUUAUCUACUUGCACAUGACGUGCUUUCAAAUUGCUAGGUUGGCAGGAUCAGGGACCGAGCAAUGGGAGCUCACCCCGUCGCAGGGAUUUGAACCGCCGACCUUCUGACUGGCAAGCCCAAGAGGCUCUGUGGUUUAACCCACAGCGCCACCCAGGUCCCAUGCAGAAUGUAGGCACCCUAUAUAAAGAAAUGAGCAAACCAGUGAUAUUUUAGGGAGCAGGCUAGCAGGCGGGGACCAUGACUUACAUCAUAGGAGCCUACACAACACAAAACACUGUUGCUGCAUGUAGGUUUUAUUGUACAUAUUAGUUUUUUAUCUUCUAUUUUGGAAAUGUACAUCCAGUUUUUUCACCCUUUAAUUUUUUGGGGGGCCCCCAAGAGAGUGGGGCCCUAAGGCUAUAGCUUGUUUAGCUUACACGAAAAACCAGCACUGACCUUGGUGUUUCUGCUGAAAGACUCGAACACGUUCACCAGUCAGGAAACUGAUUUUUUGUUUUUGUUUUCAUUAGCCAUUCACUGCUUGCAGUUCUCCCCCCGCCCUGCCAGAAUGCAUGUAUCGGCUGAGAGCAACCCUGAACGCAUCUUGCAAAAUAAAUAUAUUCUUCCCCAUAGAAAAAACUCUUGCAGCAACUAACCCGUUAGGGUUAACAAGACUCUCUUUUCCCCCAUCUCCUCCGCGAUCUGACAUCCUUUGCUCCUUGCUGCCGCCUAUAUUCUUUGUCCAUCAGCCACCCAAGCAGAUGAGAGACUACAUUACCCAGCAUAUGAGGAAACCUUAAACUAGGAAAAUGGGUGGAUUAUUCCAACUACAUCUCCCAUCGGGCUCUGCUCGUGGGAAAGCGCCCGAGACCACACUGGGUCUCUCGCUUGCAGCCUCUGCAGCCGGUCCAUUUUAUUGCAUUUCAGGGCUCAUUUUGAGAUGCUUGCAGCAAUGCUCGCAAGUUGCAAGGAGGGCAGCUCGGCACCGCUCCGCUGCCAGAAAAGAAUAAUGUCUUAUUUAUUCCUCCAGAGCCGCGCAGGGGCAUCGUUUUGCAAUGUUUGCAGCAGGUCCCAAACGAUGGAGCCUCCGCGCAAGUUCAUUUCUCUCCCCGCAAGGCGUUUUCAGCUCCUGGAACAUUAAAAGGUGAAUAGUUUUCCUCCUAACCUUUUCCAGGUCUCGCCUCCACAGCAAUUAUUAUUUUUCCCAGACGUUGUUUACCGUACCCACAUCGCAAGGCUCGAAUAACCCGUCCUUAGCUUCCACGCGACCAGGCAGCCGCUUUAUUAUUAAUAUUAUUGUUAUUAUUUGCAUUGCAUCCUCCGAUUAUUAAUAUUAUAGAAUGGUUCUCAUUGCAUGCUUUGAGCCGAACUGUGGAGCCUUCGGUCUGAAAAGCGGCAGGGAGAGAACAAACCAACCGCUCAGAUGACACGUUUCGCUUAUAUAAUAAUGAUAAUCAUAACGAUAAUAAUAAUAAUAAUAAUUAAUAAGAGAUCUGCACAGAAAACAAUAGAAGUAACGUCCUUUAUCAAUUCAUAUAAAUACGAACAAUAUUUUCCAAUAGCACUUCCUAAAAGCCAAAUAAGGCUUAAUUAAUGAGCACCAUAGAGAUGUAAAAGAUGUAUAAUAAUGAUAAAAAUAUGGAUAAAUGUGCAAUGGUGCGACGUGGAGACUGGCAAGUGCAUCUCUCUCUGUGUGCGUCUCUCCGGUCUUUUUAGCGCCGAGUGAAUACCAUUUUUUAUUAUUCAAGUAGCCUUUUAACUGCGUUUUAAAUCUCGACUUCAAACAAUUUCACGGAGCCUCCGCGCAAAGAAGUUUGUGGCUGCCUUUCCUUGCUCAUUGUCUAAACAACAACCACAACGACGUUGUGCUUUUCACAUUUUAAGCCGCCCAGGAAAACCCAUAAUGACGGCGAUCGCCAUCACCGGCGAUGUCGCUCCGUUUUAUUAGCUCUCCCAGCGGCUAUUAAUAAUCUGUGAUUCGCCUACUACAACUCCCAGCAUGCCCCGCGGGCCCCUUCCCGCCCCUUUCCGCCGAAGCCCAAGAGGAGGAGGCGGAGACGCCUCGGCGACUACAACCCCCGAGAUGCCCCGCGGCGAGGCGGGCGCCUCGCGGGGCUGAUCCCUGUGCGCGCGGGGCAUGCCGGGAUCUGUAGUCUCGCCGCCCUCCCGGCUCUCGUAACGGUUCUGCCGGCUGGCGCUGGCCCCGCCCCCUCCUCCCUCUCCGGCUCCCUCCUCCCUCCCUCGCCCGCCUCAGCCAGGAGCCUCGGCGCUGCGCUCCCUCACAGCCCCGCUCGCCCGCCGCUCGCCCACAAAGCUCCGCGUCCUUGGCUCCCUCGCAGAGGCCUCCUGCUCCCUCCUCGACGCCCCCGGAGGACGCUGCUGCUGCUGCUGCUGCCGCUGCUACGCGAGGGGAGGCUGGAGCCCCGGAGCCCCGCCGACGAGGAGAAGCCGGAGGCGACGAGGACGAGGAGGACCCCUGCUCCCAGACCCGCAGGUGGGAAAGGGGGGGCGAGGGGGAGGGGGACACCCCCCGCCAGAAAACCCCUCAGCCUCCCCCUCACGCGUCGUCGAGUUCCCCUCCCCCCUUCGCUGGGGGGGAGGGGAGCCCCUCGAAGCCCCCCCAUGGGGCCCCUCGGUAACCCCCCUCGAUAUCCCCCAUAGACCCCCUCAGCUUCCCUCAUAGACCCCCUCGAUGACCCCCCCUCAGAGCCUCCCUCAUAGAUCCUCAUAGACCCCCUCAUAACCCCCCUCGAUAUCCCCCAUAGACCCCCCUCAGCCUCCCUCAUAGACCCCCUCGAUGACCCCCCCAUAGACCUCCCUCAGAGCCUCCAUGAUAGAUCCCCAUAGACCCCCUCGGUAAUCUCCCCUCGAUAUCCCCCCAUAGACCCCCUCAUAGCCUGCCUCAUAGAUCCCCAUAGACCCCCUCGGUACCCCCCCUUGAUAUCCCCCCAUAGACCCCCUCAAUAACUCCCCAUAGAUCCCCUUGGUAACCCCCCUUGAUAUCCCCCCAUAGACCCCCUCAAUAACUCCCCAUAGACCCCCUCGGUACCCCCCCUUGAUAUCCCCCCAUAUACCCCCUCAAUAACUCCCCAUAGAUCCCCUCGGUACCCCCCCUUGAUAUCCCCCCAUAGACCCCCUCAAUAACUCCCCAUAGAUCCCCUUGGUAACCCCCCUUGAUAUCCCCCCAUAGACCCCCUCAAUAACUCCCCAUAGACCCCCUCGGUACCCCCCCUUGAUAUCCCCCCAUAGACCCCCUCAAUAACUCCCCAUAGAUCCCCUUGGUAACCCCCCUUGAUAUCCCCCCAUAGACCCCCUCAAUAACUCCCCAUAGACCCCCUCGGUACUCCCCCUUGAUAUCCCCCCAUAUACCCCCUCAAUAACCUCCCAUAGACCCCCUCGGUACUCCCCCUUAAUAUCCCCCCAUAUACCCCAAUAACCCCCCAUAGACCCCUUCGGUAACCCCCCUUGAUAUCCCCCCAUAUACCCCAAUAACCCUCCAUAGACCCCCUCUGUAACCACCCCCUUGAAACACCCUCAUAGCCACCUUGAGUUCCGUCAGAGAAAAAGGUGGGAGAUAGAUAAACAGAUAUAAUAUGAUAAUAUAUUAAAUAUAUAUAAUGCAUUAUAUUAUAUCUAUAUGUAUGUAUCUAUCAUCUAUCAAUCUGUCUAUCUGUCGCCCCCUUAGCCUCAGAGAGUGUGGGAGAGAGGGGAAACCCUAGCAGGGUCAAGUGUAAGGGGUCUCCUCGGUUUUCUCCCCCUUUUUCUGUGCCCCCCCCCGCCAAGUUCUUGCAGUCGUGGGGGGCGGGGUGUGUGUCUGGGAAGCUAAUGUGGGGUCGGGCUUGUUAGUGGUUUUAUUAUUUCUGGCCUGCAGUCUCAAGGUAUUGGCGUGUUUAGGGGGAUGCCGAGGAUGCUGGUGGUGCGUAUGUGAAAUGUGUGUGGGGGUAUGCACAAGAGAGGGAUCAAGGCAAGUUUUUUUGGGGGGGGGGGCGGUGCAGAAUCACUGAGGAGGGGCUGCCUCAGAGUGCUUGCUUUGUUAAGGUUAAAGGAUUGUUUUUUUAGGUGGGGGGGAGCAGAGGCAAUUUGUGCAUGCGCAUGCAUGUUAUGUAUGUAUGUGUGUGUGUAUAUAUGUGUGUGUGUGUGUGUGUGUGUGUGAGAGAGAGAGAGAGAGAGAGAGAUAUUGUGUACUCUUAUUAAUUUGUAUGCACCCUUUAAAAAUAUUUUAGCCGGGAGAUCUGGGAAAGAGAUGCCAUGCUGCGUGAGGACAGGGUUUGUGGGUCUGUGUUGGGACCCCUGACCUCUAGUGACAUGAAGGGUGGGAGAAAUUGUCAGGAGUGUGUUGGGGUUCAUUUGUGUGUUGAUGGCUCAGUGCAUAGCUGUCAACUUUCAGAUUUGAAAAUAAGGGAUCAGCAGCCUCACCUGUCCCGGACGGGAUAUCUAACAAUCCGGGAUAGCAGCAGGAAGCAGCGGGAAACGGCGAUGGAAUAAGGGAAUUUCCCGUAAAAAAAGGGAAGGUUGACAGCUAUGGCUCAGUGUGGUGUGGAACAUGCAUCCUUGCACGUGAAUCCUUUUGUGUGUUGUGAGACGGUGGCGGCGGUGCAAUGGGAAAAUCCAGAAUGGUUGACUGAGAACCAGAGAGGCUCUAGGUUCAAAUCCCUGAUUAGCCACGAAACUCGCUGCAUGACCUUAGGCCAGCCUCUUGGCGCACACCUGCUUCACAGGGUUGAGGAUCACCUUGAGUUCCUUCGAGGUGGAGGAGAAUCAGGAUACGUAUAAAUUUAAGAAGGACGGAAAUGUCAAAAGGCCUUUACAGUAAGCAUUGGGGGACAUAGCAUGUUAGCAUUGGGUAGGGGCAGGAUAAUAAAAGGAUACUGAUCUCAGUGGGGUUUGGGGGUGGGUUGAUGUAGAUGUGAUACAGGGUUUGGCAAGAUGUUUGGAAUCUGGCACUUCCACAGGCUGGUUGUCUUAGAAAGUGGCAGUAUCCCAUGGGCAAGAUGGCUUUAACAGGUGGCAUUGGUGUGCCUGCGAUAGGGACAGAGGAAGUCCCUGUUAGAGUUAAGGGUUGGGACGAGGCAGAUGAUGGCAACAGGCACUGAGGCAAUGGGAGAUGGUAAAGGGCAUUGGCUUGGCAUUGACACAGGGCCCUGAUAUCUGGUGUAGCAGGGGCAAAGGAGCAUAGCAGGGGUGGGAACGCCGUGUGCUGGUACAGGGGUAUCACAAAAGCCCUGGGUUUGGGAAGGGGAAAUGUGUUUGUGGGUGAGACAAAAGGUAUAAUUAAACAAAAGGGAUAAUUAAACGGAUUUGGGAUAAUUUCUGGAUGCUUGCUGGGCGUUAUGGAGGAAAAGCAGGAUGGUAAUGCGUUGCCCACAAAAGGUUUAAGGUAGAUGGCUUUAGAACACUGUGGAUUAGUACAGGGCCAUAGCAUGAAAUGGGGAAUCUUUCUAGGUGCUUAGCAGGAUGGACCAAGAAACACUGUGGUGGAAAUCAUGAGGGAAUCAAACAGCAUGCUUUGGGGGUGGAUGAGGGGGAUGCACCAAAAGCCAGGGUGAGCAUGUGAAAGGAGUGCACAGGAACUAGGGAUUGCAAGCCCGCAUGCCGGCAAUACGUUUUGAAAGAAUUCCAGCAUGGUGCCAUGAGUGAACUUGAUUAUGGCACUAGUAUAGGUACGAUAUUGGCCACUGGGCGAGAACUGGAUGGGCACAUCAUGUUUUCUGUCUUAAUGAAGCAGUUGUUUAAUAUGAUUGUUUAGGCAAAGGGUAAAUUGGGGUAUUGCUGAUAGUGAGAUAGGUAACAGCAGGUGAGGGUAGCGAGAAAACAACUUGAUGGGACGGGUCUGGGAUGGGGUAUCUAAACUUGUUCAUACUCAGCAUGUAUAUCCUGCCAUCAAAGGUUAAUAUUUGGGGAAGAGAUUGGGAGAAAUUGGUGUUCGAAACUCGCAUUGUUCUAGAUGCGUUUUGCGACAGGGAAUUUCAUUAAUGCGAGCAGUUUCUGAGCUCUGGGCGCAGUACUGAGCCUAAGAUUUCAGAUUGAAACUGCCACUUCUGGAAGAAAAGGAGGACCUUUUUCUGCCUCCCCACAUCCAGCCACUCUCUGAAGACUGGAGAAGGGACCCUCAAGAGAAUAUUAGGAGGAUGGGCAGGGAGAGGACUCAGCCAUGUGAAAAAUGAACAUAAGAUUUUAGCUGCAGUUCAUUCAUUUUCAGCUUUGUAUUCUUGUUAUAGAAAAGCGUGCAUAGACACUCCAUUGCAGUGCCCAUAACCUCGGUUUAAGGCGCCAUUCAGUUUCUAACACUGGGAAGAAUGCCUUUUGGAGCGAUGGUGGCAGUGGCAAUAGGGAGAGGACCAAAUUACAGGAGUGGCUGUGAAAAUAAGGGAGCGUGUAAAGAUGGCAUACAUCCAGCUGAAUAGUGAUCAGUGCAGUGUAAUUUUGCCCAUGCCCGCUCAAAAGUGCCCCUUGAGUUUGGUGGGACUUACUGUCAGCUAAGCGUGUAUGGGAUUGCAGCCUAAAUAUAUGCUUCCUCAGCUGAGCUUCCGCAGCAAUGUUUCAUAAGCAUAGCACCUCUUGAGCGUCAUGAAUGUUCAGUGCAGAGUAUUGGAAUGUGCACACUUAGAGAAUGACUUCUACGUGUACUAUGCCAGACUGAUCUGUGAUGAGGUGCUGUGGGAGUUACAUGCACAUUUUAGAUAGAGGAACGCUGCAUUUUGCAAGAGCGUGGGGAAGGUAAGAACUGGGAUUCUAAUUUACCUCCCCUCCUCUUGGGAAGGAGAAUUAAGAGCACACAUAUACUUGCUUAGCAUCACUGCAGUUCCUGAACGGCAAAUACUCUGAACCUUUACUACCUCGUCUGAGCUUUGCAAAGGGCAACUCUUGGAAGUUACUCCGGGGCUGUGCAAGAAGGAUUCUUUUAGAGAAACUGGGGAAUGUGUGUGUUCUGCAACGUUCCUUUUUUGCAUGUAAAUCACUUUGGACAUUGUGUGGAUGGUAGUGACCACAUAAAAUAAAAAUCGGCAUCAGUAUAUUUGCCUAAAAUGUAGCUAGGGCUGCCCUUGUACGUACUGGGAAAAGCAAAUGGAUGGGUGUUGUGUAACCCUAUGUAGUGGGGAAUGAAUAUGGUUUCUGCCUUGUCUUUAAUGAUGUGCUGGAACCCAAGCUUUGGAUUUGAUGUGAUUGAAAAUGUCAUCAUGUAACAUCCGUGGGCUGAAAGCAGAUAUAUUGCAAGACUGAGAAAUGUUCAGCUGCAUUAAUUUUCUAUGAUGAAUACAGGGCUGGAAUGGGGAUAAAAGGUUUUUUAUAUUUAAAGAGAUUGCUGCAAGAGUUCAUUUAUUGGGACAGCAAUAAUAAGGGCAAUUAAGUUUAUCAUUAUAUUGCUGAUUAAUAGUGUUGAGGUGAAAGUAGUCCUGUGUUCAUCCUUCUUUGUAAACAGUCAUGAAAUAUGGCAAAAAACCCCUAUUCAUUGCUGAAAGGCUUUUUUGCUCUAGCAGUUCCUCCCACCCCUGCCCUGUUUGGUGAUAAGCAUUCAGGUUAUAGCUUGUAUUUCCUGUUGAUUGAAUUUCAUCCAGAAGGAAUUCAGUUUGUGCUGAAAACUGUCAAAUGUGGAAAAAUGAGCAGGUUGAGUUUUUCCUCUCAUCUGUCUCCCUGCCUUCCUUCAGACAAAGGCAUGUUGUGUUAGCCAACGAGGGGGAAAGGCAAUUGGUUCCAUUUAUGUUUUAAUCAAAAUAUGAUUUCAGAUGCAGCAGAGUAUUUGUUCUCACUGAGAAGUUGCGAUGGUGAAAGGAAGGGCAUUUCUUCAAGAAAUGCAGAUGAUGAAAGCAUCUUAAGGGAAACAUUUUGCUGGGCUUGAUUGAAUCAACAGUGUUAUUUGGUGAUGAAAUGUUAACUGUGAAGUGGCUGCUGAUUAUAGUCUGGUUAGAGCCAGAGGGGAGUAUAAUGAGGCAGAAUACAGGCUGCAGACCAAAAAUCAUUCUGCCAUCAAAUCACAUCUUGGCCAUUUAAUUUUUCCCCCAAUUGCCACCUUUUUUUUGCAAUAUCUGCCUGGUUUAUUAAAUUAUACAUAUUAACUACUUACAGGGGUUGGAACAUGUAUUUCAGUUACUAAUGAAUUCAUAGAGAAAUAACAUUUAAUAUUUGUAAACAAUUUUCCUGAAUGCAGGUAAGCUUAAUAACUCUGUGUUAAUCCCUCAAUAAACAAUAUUAAUUGUUGAUUGGCAAUCCAGUUCUAAUCUACAUAAUUAUUUUUAACUCCUGUUUGAAUCAGUGGAAUUUGUUCCUGGUGAUAACAUGACUUACGAUCAUAAUACUAUUGGGAAGGGGGUAUGGUUGAACCCAGGUUAUCUGGUUCAUUAGCCUUUGUUCAGUGCUAAGCAGUUACCCUAUAGCAGACUGCUAAAUAGUUGACUGGGGGUUUUUUGGGCUUCAUUUUGCACCUGGAAACAAUUCACUCCUUCCUGGCUGGUAUUAGCUGUUGAUAGUAUAAAUUCUGCCAGCUAGCAGUAGCUGGGACCUCCAGUCUCCUUUACUGCCCUGCUUUCUCUGCUUGCAUCCGUGAGGCUCCAGCUCUUUCUGGUCUUUGGUGUUGCAGUCAGCCUUUCAUAUUUUCUGAAUGCAAAGAAACAAUCCCAAGCUGUUCCCUAUGUGAUAGUGCAUAGAAGGACCCCAUUUCAGGACCUUGACCCUCUGUACAGACCAUGGGUAGGCAACCUAAGGCCCGGGGGCCAGAUCCGGCCCAAUCGCCUUCUAAAUCUGGCCCGUGGACAGUCCAGGAAUCAGCGUGUUUUUACAUCAGUAGAAUGUGUCGUUUUAUUUAAAAUGCAUCUCUGAGUUAUUUGUGGGGCAUACAAAUUCGUUCAUUUUCUCUCUCUUCAAAAUAUAGUCCAGCCCCCCACAAGGUCUGAGGGACAGUGGACUGGCCCCCUGCUGAAAAAGUUUGCUGACCCCUGGUAUAGACCUUGGACCUUAUGAUUCACCUGCUAUUGUAGUAUGCCUCUUGGCCCUGAUCCUGCAAGGCUGUUCAUACUCUAGCCUCUAGCAGAUUAACUGUCAGGAUAGCUAACUGAUUUUAGUAGGUUGCACCUGUAGCAGAGGGUACUCUGCUGUGUCCCAUCAUUGUGCACUGGGAUUUUCCCCUUCUUCCCCAAUGCCUUCCCCAGAUCUGCUCCAGAACAGAUUUUGGGUGCAUGCUGGGGGGUCAGGGGAAACACUCCUUUGUGAAAGCAGAAUUCCUUGCACUGUCGAAACUUCAGGCGUAGUUGUUGUUUAGUUGUUUAGUCGUGUCCGACUCUUUGUGACCCCCUGGACCAGAGCACGCCAGGCACUCCUGUCUUCCACUGCCUCCUGCAGUUUGGUCAAACUCAUGUUUGUAGCUUCGAGGACACUGUCCAACCAUCUCGUCCUCUGUCGUCCCCUUCUCCUUGUGCCCUCCAUCUUUCCCAACAUCAGGGUCUUUUCCAGGGACUCUUCUCAUGAGGUGGCCAAAGUACUGGAGCCUCAGCUUCACGAUCUGUCCUUCCAGUGAGCACUCAAGGCUGAUUUCCUUCAGAAUGGAUAGGUUUGAUCUUCUUGCAGUCCAUGGGACUCUCAAGAGUCUCCUCCAGCACCAGAAUUCAGAAGCAUCCAUUCUUUGGCGAUCAGCCUUCUUUAUGGUCCAGCUCUCACUUCCAUACAUUGGAUUCCACCCAGACUGUGUUCAUAGGCUUGAGCUGCAAUCAUCAAAAUAAUAGAGGUAGGGUUACCGUAUUAAUGUAUAUGUUUGUCACAUUUACAUACUGCUUUUUCACCAGUUUCCAUUUAAAAGAAUGGGCACACGAGAAAGGCAGGAAGAAAUUAAAGCAAACCCAUACCAUGGACAUUGAGGGGAGAGUCCAGAUGGCAGUUUAUUUUAUUUUUACAUUGAUAUUCCACUUUUUUCUCCAAGGAGCUCAAGGUGGUGAACAUGCUUCUCCACCUCCCCAUUAUAUCACCACAACAACCCUCUGAGGUAGGAUAGCCAAGACUGUGACUGGCCCAGCGUAACCCAGUGAGCUUCAUAGCUGAGUAGGGAUUUGAACCCUGGACCAUGUAUUUCCCCCCCCCCCCAAUAAUAAUACUGGAGUAAGCAGAUUCGAAGGGGGAGAUUUCGUUCGAUUAAUAAUUUGUUACUAAUUUGCUAAGAAAUAGCUCUUGGGAAUAGCUUAAAUGUUAAAUCUGAGCAACACUAUAGUUAUGAUGUGAAAUGUCUAUUUGAUUAUUUUUCUCUAGUGAGGCUGAAUAAUGCACCUGUCAGUUUCUUUAUUCAAAUGCUGCUGUGUCACUUGUCGGAUUGAGCUUUGACUAAAGUACAUCUAAAAAGAAAAACUGCCUGUAAUGAACUUUUUUGUGUGCGAAACAUAUAGUGGUUGGUAUGCCCCCCUCCCCCAAAAGUGAGAACAGCAUUGAUGGCCCUCUAUACUUCUCCGACAAUUGAGAAAUCCCAAUGAGGAAUAAUUGCUGUUGUCCGAGAACACAAAACAUCUCUUAGGCAACAACCCAGGAUGUUUUAGAAAAUUGUCCCUGUUCUGACUCCCUGCAGUAUUUCGGCUCAAGCAUAGCAAAAUUUCAUCUAAUCAGUCUUGGAAAUGCAGGUAAGCCCUGAAAUGGCCACAAUUGCAGAGGCACCCUGCUUAGGCAGCCUGAGUGUACCCUUCAGCCUAACAAUUGUUUCUGACUCAUUUUUAAAAAUGCUACAAUCAUGGUUGGAUAUUUUAUCUUCUUUCAUAAAAUGCUGGGUGGCUGGAGAUGAUGAGCUUGUUAAAAGGGAAACACUAUUUAUGUGCUUUCCCUCCCAAGCGCUCUGUCUGCCCUUCAGUCCAGUUUACAAUCUUCAUUUGUCUUCACUUAAUGCCUUUCAGCCUUGAUUAUAUCUGCUGGAGCUCUUGAUUUGAGCUCUUUUCCAGCCCUUUUCUAUGCGUCCCAGGUUUUCCAUUCGGAGAUCUUGCUCAGCCGAGAUCUUCUUUGGUUUGAUGGCUGGAAGUGAGCUGGCCCCAGGUUUUGUGGGCGCUGGGAUGCAGAAAUGUUUUCAACAAAUUAUCUAUCAUUUGUCCUUAAAGAGCCGGUGGACUUGAACUGGCAUUCAGCCUUGUGAGCUGUGACCCCCUUCAGCAGGCUGUAGUCCACAAAUACCUUGUACGCUAGAAAGGUUUAAGGUUCCACAAUACCUUGGUCAGGGCCGGAUUUAGGUUUGAUGAGGCCCUAAGCUACUGAAGGUAAUGGGGCCCUUUAUAUGUCUAGCUGUCCUUUGUCAACAACAAAUGGUCGCUGUUUUUUGUGUGGAAUAUAUGCUAGAUGGUAAUUUAUGGACCUAAUAGGUAUCUAAAGACAUCUGCAUAUGAUGCCAUGCAAGCAGGCUAAUAUGAUGACUACAAACAUCAUAUUACAUGUACAUAUUGUUUGUGGUCUUAACAUAGGGUACUGUUUAUUUGAUGAAUCACUUCCCAUUGAAGCUUGAAGUGAUUUCAUAGUAAAAACAGUUCCACUCAGGGAAGAGUGGGGCCGUAGAAAUUAUGUUUUAGAAAUGUGUCUAUCUUACAUAUAGACUACAGUCUGUAGCAAGAGAACAUUUUUCAGUAGGAUGACUGUGACCUGUAAGCAACAAAUCUUACAGGGCUGUGUGAGGACAAGACGUGUCUUUCACUCCAGAUAGUGGAUGCUCUCAUCCUCAAUGAUAGGAAUCACGUGUGUGCCUCUGCAUGUAGACAGAUGCAUUACCUGCCCCCCUCAGUCUUAGCAGCUAUACAAAUCAUCCCUAUAUGUGCACACGCACACUCACCCCACUAUAACGACAAACAUUUUGCUAAUACUUAAUUUUAUUAACAAGGGACGCGGGUGGUGCUGUCGGUUAAACCACUGAGCCUAGGACUUGCCGAUCAGAAGGUCGGCGGUUUGAAUUCCCGCGACGGAGUGAGCUCCCGUUGCUCGGUCCCUGCUCCUGCCAACCUAGCAGUUCGAAAGCACGUCAAAGUGCAAGUAGAUAAAUAGGUAUCGCUCCGGCGGGAAGGUAAAUGGCGUUUCCGUGCGCUGCUCUGGUUCGACAGAAGCGGCUUAGUCAUGCUGGCCACAUGACCCGGAAGCUGUACACCGGCUCCCUCGGCCAAUAAAGCGAGAUGAGUGCUGCAACCCCAGAGUCAGCCACAACUGGACCUAAUGGUCAGGGGUCCCUUUCCCUUUCCCUUUAAUUUUAUUAAGACACAUUUAUUUCCUUACCUUAAAUGACAACUUGGGGAAAAUAGCAGGGAACUUGGUCUUCACCCUAAAUCAGUAUUUGCUCGAAUGGGAAAAGCAUAGACUCGAAUGGUGCAGGUUAGUGCUGUAACAUUCGUGUUGGCAUUCACGCUUACUGGGAGCGUCGAACAUUCCUUUACAGAUGUAUUAACAAUGUUGUCAUUUAGUUGUUUAGUCAUGUCCGACUCUUCGUCACCCCAUGGACCAGAGCAUGCCAGGCACGUCUGUCUUCCACUGCCUUCAGUUUGGUCAGACUCAUGCUGGUAGCUUCGAGAACACUGUCCAACCAUCUCGUCCUCUGUCGUCCCCUUCUCCUUGUGCCCUCCAUCUUUCCCAACAUCAGGAUCUUUUCCAGGGAGUUUUCUCUUCUCAUGAGGUGGCCAAAGUAUUGGAGCCUCAGCUUCAGGAUUUGUCCUUCCAGUGAGCACUCAGGGCUGAUUUCCUGCAGAAUGGAUAGCUUUGAUCUUCUUGCAGUCCAUGGGACUCUCCACAGUCUCCUCCAGCACCAUAAUUCAGAAGCAUCCAUUCUUCGGCAAUCAGCCAGGUCCAGCUUAUGGUCCAGCUUUCACUUCCAUACAUCACUACUGGGAAAACCAUAGCUUUAACUAUACAGACCAUUGUCAGCAAGGUGAUGUCUCUGCUUUUUAAGGUGCUGUCUAGGUUUGUCAUUGCUUUUACCCCAAGAAGCAGGUGUCUUUUAAUUUUGUGACUGCUGUCACCAUCUGCAGUGAUCAUGGAACCCAAGAAAUUAAAUCUCUCACUGCCUCCAUUUCUUUCCCUUCUAUUUGCCAGGCGGUGAUGGGCCCAGUGGCCAUGAUCUUUGUUUUUUUUUAUGUUGAGCUUCAGACCAUAUUUUGCACUCUCCUCUUUCACCCUCAUUAAGAGAUUCUUUAAUUCCUCCUCACUUUCUGCCAUCAAAGUUGUGUCAUCUGCAUAUCUGAGGUUGUUGAAUAGGAAUACAGUAUUCAUUUGCCCUUGAAGCAUGGUGAUUCCUGUCUAGUGUUGUGAUGAGCUUAGGUUUUCUCCCCCCCCCCCAAAAAAAUAUAUUAUUGGGACUACAAAAACAUGCCUUGAGUAUGAGACAUCAUUAAUCAGCCCUUGGUAAUUAAACCCAAGUAAUUCAGAUAGCAGAAUGCUAAUUAACAUUUUUUCCCCAUAAAGCUUGACAAUUUCAGAAAGAAUGCAAAGUCUGACUUCCCAAACACAUUUGAAAUUUGGUUGUGAUCUUCGGGGUUCAUCCCACUUCUCCACACCCCUGGGGCAGGAACAUCUCUCUCAAGGCAUAGAAUCUGAAAGGGGGCUUGUGGGUCUUAGGGAGCCUGGGGCCAGGUGACUGGUUCCAGGGAAGCAGCUUGUUGUUCCAGAUCAGGGGUCAGCAACCUUUUCCAGCAGUGGGUCGGUCCACUGUUCCUCAGACCUUGUGGUGGGCCGGACUAUAUUUUGAAAAUAAAAAUAUGAAUGAAUUCCUAUCCUCCACAAAUAACCCAGAGAUGCAUUUUAAAUAAAAGAACACAUUCUACUCAUGUAAAAACACUGAUUCCCAGACCAUCCACGGGCCGGAUUGAAAAGAUGAUUGGGCUGCAUCCGGCCGUGGGCCUUAGGUUGCCUACCCCUGUUCCAAAUGAUAGCAUAACUUCCACAGCUUCCUUUCACUAAAGGGCCGAUAAACCCUUGAGGUGAUGAUCACUUCCACUGUAGUGUCUCUCCACUCUUUGAAUCCCUGUGAUAACAAAGAUGCACUACAAGUGUUCCCUAGAGAGUCAGGAAUAACAGGCUGUUUCAUUUAGGAGGUACCAGCCGAUCAGAAGCUCGGCGGUUCAAAUUCCCACGACGGGUGAGCUCCCGUUGCUCGGUCCCAGCUCCUGCCAACCUAGCAGUUCGAAAGUGCGUCAAAGUACAAGUAGAUAAAUAGGUACCACUCCGGCGGAAAGGUAAAUGGCAUUUCUGUGCGCUGCUCUGGUUUUGCCAGAAGUGGCUUAGUCAUGCUGGCCACAUGACCCGGCUCCGACGGCCAAUAAAGCGAUAUGAGCGCCGCAACCCCAGAGUCGUCUGCGACUGGACCUAAUGCUCAGGGCUCCCUUUCCCUUUCCCUUUAGCCCUUGAAAGCAAGUUGAUUGGACUAUGUCAAGAACUGCUAACUGGACUUUUGAGAAGAUUGUCCAGUAGCACCUUAGAGACCAUCUAAAUUUGUUCUGGGUAUAAGCUUUCGUGUAUAUGCACACUUCUUCAUUAAUCUUCAGAUAUCUUCAGGUGCUACUGAUCUGAAGAAGCGUGCAUGCACACGAAAGCUUAUACCCAGGACAAACUUAGUUGGUCUCUAAGGUGCUACUGGACAAUUUAUUUUAUUUUAUUAUUUAUUUUGACUGUGUCAGACCAACAUGGUUACCUACCUGAAUCUGGACUGUUGAGGGAAUAGGACUUUAAGAUAAAUGGGACACUGUUUUUGUUAGAUUUCUCCUAAUGAUUAGGCUUUCUUACCAUAUUUUGGUUUUUAUAGAUCUGGUAAUUGAAAGCCAUUAGGUGCAGGUUUGAAACUGUUUUGAAAAUACAGAGAACAAUAAACUGCAGUUACGUUCAAGGAAGGAUUUUAGGUUAGAUUUUUUUUUUAAAAAAAUGUAAGUUAAAUGGGUGUCUUAAUUUAGAAAUGGGCCUUUCAAAGCAGCUAGUGAAAAUAACGAUGAAAGGUACCUAAAAUACAAAACACUAAAAUUAGCAUAAAAAAUAAUGUUGCAAAUAACAAAAAUGGAGUGGCAGCCACAGUGGCGCAAUCACAUCUUCCCUCUGCCUUUUUCUGUUAAUUGAAAUGGAAGUGAAAAAUAGCAGAGCUUCAGAUGGCAGACUCUUUAUUUGUUUUAUAACACUUGUAUCCUGCCUCUUGGUAAGCUCAAGGCAAUUCAUGACAGGAAAAAAGCAUCCCAAUAUAAUUAUUAAUAACUCCUUAAUUACAUAGGAAACCAUAAAUAUAACACACUGUUAAUUAUAGCACCCAGCUCCAAAAGCAGCAGUAAAGUUUGAAACCUCCCUGCAAUCUCCAGACGUUAAGCAGUGUCAAUGAGCUUUAUAGAGGUUCCUCAGUGAAAAUACUGAGGUAAAAUUUUGCAGCUCAACUCAGGGGCCACUAUUAAGAAGGUCAUGCUAAUUCCCAUCAUGGUCCUUUCUUCUCUUAAAGUUAGUACUUGAGCAAGCACUUGCUAAAUUAUCUUAUUCUCCAGCACAGGGGAGGCCUAAGAGGUCUGCAAGCCUCAGGCCAUAUUUAAAUAUUGCUUUUGCCCUGUUAAAUAUGAUUAUUUUGACCAUGUAGAAAUCCCUUACUAGCAAGGUUAGUGGUACAUAAUUUGAGUAGUGUUUUUCCUAGGGAUUCCUAAAACUGUGAACACUUGACCAGAUCAACAUUUCCCCCCAGGCUGAUUGACUCUAUACCCCAUAGGACUUUGCCUGCUUAUCUGUAUGUCUUAAUAAGCUUUCCAUUUUUAUCUCUCUGGGGUUUUGGUCUGUGUAGUCAUGUAAAGCCUCAAGCCAGUUAAUUUGUCCAUAAUCCAGUUAAGAAGACGUUCUUAAAUUUAAACAAAGUUAAAAACUAAUUGCCUGAUCCUGCCAUGUUAAUAGAAGCACCUCAGGGUAGAUUUUCCUGGUGCACAUAGAACAUCCACUUUAUCAACAGAAAGAGUGAUAUGUUUGUCUACCCAUUUGUUUUAGCUUAUAAUGAGUUACAACGUACAGAAAUUAGCACCUAUAUACCAUAAGUAAUAUAACAAUAUGGGUAUCUGAGUUUUCAAAAUCCUAGAGUUUAUAUUGGAUUAGAGCAGCCUUUCUCAACCUUGGGUCCCCAGAUGUUGUUGAACUACAACUCCCAUCACCCCUAGCUAGCAAGGCCAGAGCUCAGGGAUGAUGGGAGUUGUAGUCCAACAACAUCUGGGGACCAAAGGUUGAGAAACACUGGAUUAGAGUAACAUAUUUAUUUAUUACGUAUGUGCCUUACCCUGCCCCCUUCACCCUAGAGAAGGCUGGGUACAACAGUUUGAAAUGGGUACUCCUGGCAACCUGUAACCACCUGUGCUUCAGGUGACAGUACUGCAUCAAGGACCACCCCAAAUAAUGCCCCUGUGCAACCCCGUCCACACCUGGUAGUAUUCCUACUUCCUGUGCUCAGGAACCCCGAAUACAUAGCAUGUCUAUCUUGUCUAGAUUCAGCUACAGUUUAUUGGCUCACAACCAGCCCAUUAUUGCCUCCAGGCAAUGGCUCAGCAGCUCAACUGCCACUCCUGAUUCGGAUGGAACAGGUAGAGCUAGGUGUCACCAGCAUAUUGAUGGUGUGCCUCAUAAAAGUACAUUGCCCCUCAUAAAGCACAUUGCAGUGGUCCACCCCUGAAAUUACCAGGACAUGGAUAGCUGUGGCUAGGCUAUCUGUACCCAACAGGGGUCAAAUGCACACCAUGGCAUGUGGAACUGUGGAUCCCCUUUACGUAUAUUCAUCUCUCCUGUGUCACUGGUGAAUGUACCAGCCAUGGAAAGCAACACACAGACUCUUGUUUUAGCCCUACAGAGAGCAGCAAAAUUGUACUUGCUCUGAAGGGAGCAAGCACAGCUUCCCAAGAGCCUAAAUGGGGAGUUGGUAACCAUAUCCCAAGAGAUCUUGGCUGCCUUCCUCUCUGCCAAAUUCCCUCAGCCUGACCCCUCUGAUUUGUCCACAAAACAACUCUGAUGGAGGGACUGAUGAGAUCAGAAUCAAGGUGUCCUUUUGUAUUUACUGAACAUACUAAAAAGUUUAAAGUGAUAUAAUCUCACUUUGUAAUUAUUUUAUUACUAAACUUUAUUAUGUAGGCUCUAUAGAUUUCUUGCCCUUGGUUUUGUACUGCAGAAUUGCUAUUAAUUUUGCAAUCUGUAUCACACCGUUCGCGUCACAUCUGAGUGCAUUAACAAAUCAUAGCAGAAUUAAGCCCAAGGAAACAAAAUGAUAAUUGUUUUCAAAUGGGGAUAAGUGAUUCCCCCAGCCCUUCUUAUCAAAGUUGAUAAUGCCCUCCCAGAUAUCCUCGAAGGCAAAUUAUGCUGAUGUCUUGUAUCAUAACCCAGAAGACUACCAAAUGUAGUCUUAGCAAAUUAUAAUGUGGAACUGAUAAUGAAGCAGAAGUAUUUCCAUUGAAAAUGCCUUGGCAUUUCAGUGUCUCUGAUCAGCCCCAAAUGUAGCAUGCUGCCAUUUGCAAAAACACAGUUCUGCUAUGAGCCGACUUUGAGCUACCUGAUAAACAGAUGGGGACAGGACAGCUGAAGCUGUUGUACCAAACCCAAGAGCUUUAGCUCCAGUUCUCCUCUUCCCAGAGUGAUUGUGCAUCACCAUUUACCGUAUUUUUUGCUCUAUAAGACACACUUUCCCCCUCCUAAAAAGUAAGGGGAAAUGUGUGUGCGUCUUAUGGAGCGAAUGCAGGCUGUGCAGCUAUCCCUGAAGCCAGGAGAGCGAGAGGGAUCGGUGCACACCUGGCUUCAGGGAUAGCCGUGUGAAGCCUCUUCAGGGCAAUGGGAGGAACGCUCCCCCUUCCCUGAAGAGGCUUGGCACAGCUAUCCCAGAAGCCAGAACAGCAAGAGGGAUCGCUGCUUUCACUGCGCAGCGAUCCCUCUUGCUGUUCUGACUUCGCUUCGCUGGAGAGGUGCUGUGCAGAGAGGGAAAGCUGCGCAGCGCCCCUCCAGCAAAGCGGGAGGAGAUAUGGAAGGGGCUCCGUUUUUCCUGCCGCUUCGCUGAAGGGGCACUGCACGGAGAGUGAAAGCUGUGCAGCGCCCCUUCAGCAAAGCAGGGGAAGAAACGGAGCUCCUUCCAUUUCUCCUCCCGCUUUGCUGGAGAGGUGCUGCACAGAGAGGGAGAGAAUAUUUUUUUUCUUGUUCUCCUCCUCUAGAACUAGUUGCCUCUUAUGGUCGGGUGCGUCUUAUAUAAUGCGUCUUAUGGUCGGGUGCAUCUUAUAAAAUACGGUAAAUGUUCACUCUGUAUUUAUCUAAGAGGAGUGACUUUGAGGCAUAGAAUAAAGUGUAAAAUAAAAACAUUCACUUGUUGGUGCCGUGCAAACCCUUGGGAAAUAGUCAUAAAAAGGCUUUGCCUGGCACUGGAAUGAUGACAGUGGUGCCAGGCAGGCCUUCCUGGAGAGAGCAUAGAUGAUGAUGAUGAUGAUGAUGAUGAUGAUGAUAAGUUAUUAUUAUAUGCCGCCUAUCUGAUGGGGUUGCCCCAGCCACUCUGGCCAGCUUCCAACAAGACGGAGAGCUAAUACAGAAAAGGACCAUAAUCUUGCUGCUGUCUCCCAGGCCUCCCUUUGGAGGUGAUGUGCAGACAGGGGCCUCGAAUGAUGAUCUUGGGGUCUGGGCCGUAGGUCAAAGCAGCACUCUGCAUAGUGCCCAGAGAACAGAUUGUCAGCCAGUGCAGUUGGGCCAGAACCAGUGCUAAAUGUUCAUGCCUUCCUGUCCCAGUUAACAGGCUGGCCACCAUGUUCUGCACUAUAAUUUCUGAACUCCGUUCAAACGCAGCUCUAUAACACAUUGCAGCAGUAUAACCUAGAGGUUAUUUGAGCAUAAACAAUGGAAGCCAGGAUCUCCCUGCUCAGACAGUGUUGCAGCUGGGUUACAAGUCGGCUCUUUUUUCCAGACUUAGAAAUUCUAUCUUAUGAAAACACAGGCAUUGAUACAGUAAAAUAAGCCCUAACCGUUGCAGAUGCUGUGUCAUAAGAGGAUAGUUUAUGUAUGUUGCUGUGCAAUUUUUCUUCUUCUUUCCCAUGGACUAUAUAUCUGCACAUCACAAAGGGAGUAAUAAGAUGGAGGUUUGAACUGCAAUUUCCUAGAAAUUGCUCCUUCUGGUAAACGAUCAUUCAGUCUCAAGCCCUCUGCUGCAGUGGAUGGAACAAUAAAUACAAUAAUGCUCUUUUAUCUUACAAAUAGUUGCUUAAAUGGGUUGUUUGUUUUUAAUGAUAGUAUGAUCCACAGGACUCAUAAAUGCCUGUGAUUUUAUUCUCAUGGAAAUAGCUUGCGUAUUUUGGCUCAAAAGUCUCCUGUUGUGGUUAAUUUCUAUAAUAUGCUAGCUAAUCUACUCUUUUUAUCCUCUGCAGAUCUAGUCUAGUGUUUCCCAUAUGGUUUGGUACUGUAAUUAGCCCAACAUACAGUCCAUUCUCUUUUGCGUUGGGCUGCCAGGUGGUUACUAGGUAACUGGCUAGUCUCCCUGAGUAAGAAUUCAUGAUAGCCCUGUGAUUAAAAGGUUGAGUUGCAAUUUAGAAAUGUGUGUUACUGUUGCUCUUGGGAAGUCACGAAGAAAUAUUUGCCAGUAGCAAAGGCCACCUUACAUAUGUCAUGACCUAUUUUGCUGCAGCAACUUUGCAUAAUUGAAGUGUCCUGCUGGUGCCAAAUUAUGGUUGAUAGAUCUGUUAGGAUAGACCUACCGUUUGGGCUCUGUGAAAGGGCCAAGAGGUGGCCAGGAGAAUACCUGUGCCGCUAUCACAGUUUGCUAGAAAGACUUUAAAAACCUAUAUGUAUCUGAAAAAGCUCUAAAAAUGUCUAUAUUUUAAGAGCCUUUCCAGCUGUUGUGGCAAACCACUGCAGCAGGACAGGUGAUGCCUGGCCACUUUACCCGUAAUGCCAGCCUCUGAGAAGGAUCAUCUUGGCCAGGCAUCCCCAAACUCAGCCCUCCAGCUGUUUUGGGACUACAGUUCCCAUCAUCCCUGAGCACUGGUCCUGUUAGCUAGGGAUGAUGGGAGAUGUAGUCCCAAAACAGCUGGAGGGCCGAGUUUGGGGAUGGUUGAUCUUGGCUCUUUUGCAGAGCCCAGGCAAGGGAGGUGGUGGUGAAGAAACUGCCAGUGCUAUUGCUCAGAUAAAGCAGGGAGGACAGAGGUGAGCAGCUGCUGCGGAUGGGAGUCUGGCCCAGUGGUGAGUGAAUGGGUGGCAGGUUGGGCCAGUGAGGGGUCCUCAGCAAGUGCCCUCCAUGACUGAAUGCCGGUCCUGGUCCUGGUCUUGACACCUUGCCAUUGUGAAUUUCCCCUGGAAGGUGAUAAUGGGGAGUUGCUCAUAAAAGGUUUUCUGGAGAGGAUUUACAGAGAAGUUACUUCCUUUCAUGUUUAUAGGGUGAAUUAAAUAAAUGUUUAUCUCCUGUGCUCUGCAUGAUGUGUUGGGCUGCAGCUGUUCAGGGUGUGCCUUAUGUAGUCCAUUAUCUAGCCCGCAAGCAUCUGACAGCAGUCGAGGCAGCUGAAGUCCUGAGUGUUUCAAGAAUUAUGUCCCCGAGAUACUUUCUCCUGCAAGUCUCUUCCAUUUCUCAAAGUACUGCAUGCUUUGAAAGGAUCAUGUUCCUUGCCGUCUCUGAGGAAGAUGUUGGAUGCUCUCUGAUCUGUGUGUUAUGUAGAAAAAGAAACUAAGACUCUUUGGUUGUAUUUGGUAGGCUGUGUGUAAAUACGCAUGUAUAAAUGUGUGUGUGCAAGCUGUUUAGUGUAUUUUAAUGAAACACGAGUGUUGCCUGUUUUUGUUUUUUUCAGGAUAGGGUGAGCAAGAAUUUAGGAAAUGUUUGUAUAAAGGAAUGCUAGGGAUUUGCCUCGCAGGUUAGGCGCCUAAUGUUUGCGUGCCACUUUCCCUCUUCAUUUUGAUUGAGUUGAACUUUUUCACGUUUUGGGUCUUUCAGAAGCAUUGCCUUGCCUGAGGUGUUUACACAGUGGAAGAACAGGAUGAUGUAGGUUUGCUUCGAAGGAUGUGUAUGUAUCUUACUCCUCCGUAUAUGCCAGUAACAAUUCAAUUUCUCCUGUGCUUUCUCUUAUUGUAGCAAAAAUGGCAUUGCACACAAAUAAGAAAAUGGUAUCGGAAGUGGCGCCAGAGUUUGCAGAAUACAAAGAAAUCUGCAGGCAGGGUGGGGGGAACCCCAAGGAGGAUGAACUGCCUCAUAAAACAGCCCCACAAUAACUCAAAUGGUGUGGGGUUUUGUGUGUCUGGGAGGGAAGAAACUGUCCGUGGGGAGAGGCAGGAACUGGGAUAGAAUGGAGGCGUUAGAAUGGAACCAAAAAACAUAUAGAUAAACAAAUCUAACCCGCAGCCCUCCAGAUGUUGGACUGCAUCAUCUUUGGUCAUUGCCCAUGCUAGCUGGAGCUGAUCCAAGGCCAUUUGGAGGGCCACAUGUUAGCCAGUUUCCAGUAUAUGGAAAAGUGCUUAGCAGUCUGGCCAUAACCAUCUGGAGCAAACUACCAGUCAACAUAUUAUUGCAGGUCCCCCUUGCAAGCUUCCUUGUAGUAAGGGCCGUCUUACUCAUAGGCGCUAGGGGUGCAGGAUGCCGGGCUCUCAGGGGUGCCAGGCCGAGAGUCCGGGGCCCAAGAGUUGAGUCCAGUGAAGAGUCUGCUCAUCGGUGGAAGCACCAUGACUGCCUCUUCUGCUGCGGGCGGCUCUGCGCCGCAAGUUCGGGCCAGCCAGUGAGACUGGGCAACCUGGGGGCGGGCGCCGGGCAGAUCUUUGCACCCCAGCGCUGCAUAGCUGCUUGUAGUGGUUGGUUGUAUGAUCAUUAAGAUUAUUUAAGUGUGCCUGUAUCAUUGUUUUACCCGCCGGAGCCUAAGGAAGAAGGGGAUGCUGGAGAUUUAUAUAAAUACAUAAAAUUAGAUUAUCUUUGGGGGCUCUCCAUUCCUUAGAAUUUCCAGGGCCAAGUAAUAAUUCCUUCUAGGCAAGUAGCUUACCUGUUCCUUCCUAAUCUACUACAUGUAUCCAUGGACCACAAUGCUCAGGCAUCUAAUCCAUGAAAGUCUGUGCCAUAAUAAAAUUUGUCUGACUUUAACAUUCCACGAGACUCUAUUCUGGCUUCAACAGACUAGGACAGCUAUCCCUCUGGAGAUUAUAUUGUCUAUAUUUCAAUGAUGUGGCUUAUUUUUUUAUUGGUCAUAGCCAUUAUUUUGCCUUGAAUUCCUCGUGUAGCCUAUUUAACGGCUGAACAUUGCUGAGAGAAAUAUAAGCCUCUCAAAAGAAUUGCCUUCACAGAGUACUCCUCCUCUGGAGUUAAUUGUGUGCCACCUUGAGUGUUUUUAAAGAGGAAUAAAUUAUCUAGUCAGCUGUCUUGGGCUCUGGUUGAGAUAGUCACAUGUGUAUAGGCUUGUGGAGGACUUCCUUAUUAAUUAGGAGUGCCUCUUUGGUGUCAUUACUUAAUUGGGUGCCACAGGAGCUUGAUGCAACAAGUAAUGCUCUUAAUUAGGGGAGGAGCCAUAGCUUAGUGUAGAACAUCUGCUCUGCACGGAGAAGGUCCCUGAUCUAGCACUGGGCAUCUCUUGGGUAUCAGGACUGGGAAGAGUGAGACAGUGGAGGACUGCUGUCAGUUAAGGGAAACAAUAUUGGCUUAGAAGGACCGAAAGUAUAAGGCAGUUCUGUAUCUAAGAAUCCAAAUCCUUUACAGGGUAUACAAUAACUGGUGUGUAUUGCUCAAGCCUAGUAUUUUAGCACCUAACAGCUGUGGUCUUCUGUGAGUAAGAUCUGUUAUUCUGUUUGCUGAAGUGCUUCUCCUGAUAACAGUUGGCUUCUCGGGUCUUUCACCGUCUAACAUUGUGCAGUUGAAUUUAAAGUGUGAUUGUCCAGCAGUUGUACCGCUUAGCACAGGGGUCAGCAAACUUUUUCAGCAGGGGGGCUGGUCCACUGUCCCUCAGACCUUGUGGGGGGCUGGACUAUAUUUUGAAAAAAGAAAAAAAAGUGAACGAAUUGCUAUGCCCUACAAAUAACCCAGAGAUGCAUUUUAAAUAAAAGCACACAUUCUGCUCGUGUAAAAACACCAGGCAGGCCCCACAAAUAACCCAGAGAUGCAUUUUAAAUAAAAGGACACAUUUUACUCAUGUAAAAACACGCUGAUUCCUGGACCGUCCGUGUGCCAGAUUGAGAAGGCGAUUGGACCUGAUCCGGCCCCCGGGCCUUAGUUUGCCUAUUCAUGGUUAGCAGAACUGACUUUAUCAAAAUUUUAGCACACAGCGUUCUAAGGUUAGACUUCUCUCUGGUAUGUUUGAGAAUGUUAGACUCUCUAGAAUAUGUGCAACGUAUGUUACACUAAGGACGCGGGUGGCACUGUGGGUAAAACCUCAGCACCUAGGACUUGCCGAUCGCAUGGUCGGCGGUUCGAAUCCCCGCGGCGGGAUGCGCUCCUGUCGUUCGGUCCCAGCGCCUGCCAACCUAGCAGUUCGAAAGCACCCCCGGGUACAAGUAGAUAACAGGGACCGCUACCCAGCGAGAAGGUAAACGGCGUUCCGUGUGCUGCGCUGGCUCGCCAGAUGCAGCUUGUCACGCUGGCCACGUGACCCGGAAGUGUCUGCGGACAGCGCUGGCUCCCGGCCUAUAGAGUGAGAUGAGCGCACAACCCUAGAGUCUGCCAAGACUGGCUCGUACGGGCAGGGGUACCUUUACCUUUACCUUUACCUAUGUUACACUAAACCAUGGUUUACUGCAGGGGUUGGGAAACCUUAAGGCCACAGGCUAAAUGUCACUCUCCAGGCCUUGAGGCUCUACCUAGGCAAUGCCUAUGUCCAAGGCCACACCCACUCCUUAGGCCACACCCCUUACUAGCCCUGCCCUCUGCCUUCCUCAGGGGCUGCAAAGUGUUCUUGAGCUGUGUUAAUGCCUCUUACUUGCCUGGAUGGAGAGGGUUUGUGUGGGUGUGUGCAUAUGUGUAGAAAAAACACUUUUGCAUGGCUGAAAUGUAGCCCACUGUACAAAGACAGCAGACACAUCCAUUGCUGCACCCACUUUAUCCUCUUGCCCCACCUACCAUUGGUAUGUGGCCCCCAGAAAGCUGCCCACAGUGGAAUGCGGCCCUUGAGCUGAAAAAGGUUCUCUGGCUCUGUUUAGUGCUAUUUAGAGGAGCCCGAGCGUAGUCUUGGCCUCACACAUUGUGCCCCCUCCCAAAAACGAGUAAUGAAGCUGGCUUGUUAAACCAGCCAUUGUUUGAAACAAGGCAGAAGCUUUAGCCAAGCUACUGUUUUUCUCCAUUUCAACCCCCCCCCCCCCCCGGCCUGCGAUAUAAGGCUAAUACUGACCUACAGUACCAAAUUGUCGUGUGGAUGUCAAACUUUGAACAAUGUAAAGAAGUCUGGAAAUCCCACAAGCUCGUAGCAAGCAUGUUAGUAGCCUAUGUGAAAUUCCAUUGUGUAUGCCUUUGUGGAACGCAUGGUCACGCACCAGGUAAGUUGUAAAGUUCAAGGCUUUUCUAAAGUACUCUAUAUUUUAGUAUUGGCUGGAGCUGGAGCUGGAGUUAACCGUUCCACUGAGUAUUUCUGUAUUCUUGUUCUCCAGUUCACCUUAAAAAGGGCUAAAUUCUGUAAAGCUUCAUAGAUCUGGGGUAUAGAUCACCCCACUAAUAUUGGGGUGAUGAGCAUUAGAGUUUGCAGAUGUUGCAAUUACAUAAGAAGGAAAGGAAAUGGCAUGACGUGUUACAAUUAUCAACAGAUAUAAAAAUGUUAACAAGUAUAUUAUGGAAAUACUAACAUGCCAUGUCAGAGCAUCUGUUUCGCUGAUCAUGUUAGAGUUUCAAAAAGAGAGGAUGAUAGGGAAUUUUCCAGCUUAAACCUAGUUUGCUUUAACCGCUGGGAAAUAUACUUUUAAGUUAAAGAAAUCAGUGAUUCUGAUUCUCUCUUUCUUUUACUACCAAGGAGAGAUAUUUACAAGAGAUAAUCUCUCCACUGCAGUGAUUGAUUUGUGCCAUGCAAAGUCUUAUUAUUCCUCUGAGGAACUCUGUUGAAGACAUCAACAUUGGACUGACUAGUGGAUGUGAAUAUAAAUGAGCAUUAGUGUUGACAUAAAAUCCUGCACGCAAAAAACGCAGCAUUGCUACAAUGACAGCAGACCAUAGGCAGUCCUAGAAGUAAUUUUCUCGGGACACAGAAUAGCUUUCAGGUGAUAAACCUCUGCGUGGAUAACACAUGUUGUUGCUUUAUGGGGCUUUUGUCAAACUUUGAAAAUAAAUCAAUAUACAGUACUUAGUGGGACAUGGACAGGUAGUGUCAAGAUGGGCAGGCCUUGAAUUUAGGUACAGUGGUACCUUGGGUUAAGUACUUAAUUCGUUCUGGAGGUCCGUUCUUAACCUGAAACUGUUCUUAACCUGAAGCACCACUUUAGCUAAUGGGGCCUCCCGCUGCUGCUGCGCCGCCGGAGCUUGAUUUCUGUUCUCAUCCUGAAGCAAAGUUCUUAACCCGAGGUACUAUUUCUGGGUUAGCGGAGUCUGUAACCUGAAGCGUAUGUAACCCGAGGUACCACUGUAUUUGUGUUUCUGCAACAGUCCUCCUUGCUGUUGAGAUCUAGCCGUGCACAAAAGCUGCAUAUUAAGAGAAACUGUUUUGGGCAGAAGACAAAGAGCUUUCAAACUUUUUCUAUCUGCUUCAGUUCCACUUUGGUGUUAUCAUUUUCAGUACUAAAUACUAGAAGUGUAAUGGUUGGUUGUUGCUUGUUCAACAGGAAGAUCCUCUGCUCUUUUGUUCCCAAGUGAUUUUGUCUGUCUCAAGUUCCCAACCUGGUGUCUCCUAUUUCCAACUCUGCUUUAUGUCUUCCCCCUUCCCCCUUUACUUUCCAACCCUGUGUGCCUGCCCUGCUGCAAGCUUGUGACUUCUAGCAAAAUGACCCUGUCUUCCCCCCACUGCACUGUUGCACCGACCUUAGACGCUGCCGCUUAGAGGCUGCAACCUGGCACUUUAGCCUGUUGAACUUGCCAAUGCUGUUCUGAUAACCUGGUUUAACAUCUGCCUUGGCAGCUCUGUGAAUAAGCCUGGACAAGUUAUUAGAUUGCACCAUUUUUACUAGUCCUUUUAUAGACAGAGCAGAAUUGCAAAUUGUGUACAACACAGAAGUUAAUUGCCACUUUAUUCACUUGGACGAAACCCUCCUGGGAUGGGAUGGGAAAGUGUGUGGCUAGGCACUAAAGGGGAGGGGAAGGAAGGACUAGGGAUGGAGAGAACCAGAGUCUUGAUUCUUAUGUUGUUGUUGUUUAGUCGUUUAGUCAUGUCCGACUCUUCGUGACCCCCUGGACCACAGCACGCCAGGCACUCCUGCCUUCCACUGCCUCCCGCAGUUUGGUCAAACUCAUGCUGGUCUCUUCGAGAACACUGUCCCACCAUCUCGUCCUCUGUCGUCCCCUUCUCCUUGUGCCCUCCAUCUUUCCCAACAUCAGGGUGUUUUCCAGGGAGUCUUCUCUUCUCAUGAGGUGGCCAAAGUAUUGGAGCCUCAGCUUCAGGAUCUGUCCUUCCAGUGAGCACUCAGGGCUGGUUUCCUUCAGAAUGGAUCAGUUUGAUCUUCUUGCAGUCCAUGGGACUCUCAAGAGUCUCCUCCAGCACCAUAAUUCAAAAGCAUCCAUUCUUCGGCGAUCAGCCUUCUUGAUGGUCCAGCUCUCACUUCCAUACAUCACUACUGGGAAAACCAGAGCUUUAACUAUACGGACCUUUGUCGGCAAGGUGAUGUCUCUGCUUUUUAAGAUGCUGUCUAGGUUUGUCAUUGCUUUUCCUCCCAAGAAUCAGGUGUCUUUUAAUUUCAUGACUGCUGUCACCAUCUGCAGUGAUCAUGGAGCCCAAGAAAGUAAAAUUUCUCACUGCCUCCAUUUCUUCCCCUUCUAUUUGCCAGGAGGUGAUGGGACCAGUGGCCAUGAUCUUAGUUUUUUUGAUGUUGAGCUUCAGACCAUAUUUUGCGCUCUCCUCUUUCACCCUUGUUAAAAGGUUCUUUAAUUCCUCCUCACUUUCUGCCAUCAAGGCUGUGUCAUUCUUAUAGCCUACAUCAAAGAUUCCUCCUUACCUGCAUUCAAUUCCUUAUGGCUAUCACCUGAGUGCUUAAGUGCAGUAACUUGUAUGCCAUACCUCUAGCUGAGAGUAUGCUGUCCUGGACUAGAUCCUUUGAUGACCAAUUGCUUAGCUGCUGCUGUUUAAUUUUAUUGUGAUUGUGUGGUUUUAUUUUUAACCAUUUUUCCUUAUGAUGUUGCAAAUGUGUUGUUGUAAUAUAUUGUUGUAAGUCAGCUUGCAAGGAAGUUUCCCCAAAAGGCUGGAUGUAAAUUUAUUAAAUUAAGAAAGAAAGAAAUUUCUCGUUGCAGCAGAAAGUGGCAGAGCUAGUAAACAAGUUUAAAAACCAUGGUUUUCUGUUGUACUCAUCACAGUGCUAGAGGGAAAAUUAUAUAGAAGGAUGGUUUGCUUGGACUGUAUUCUAGGUACAAACAGAGGCCCCUAAAGGGAGAAGAUCUCUCUGUUCUGUGUUUUAUCAAUAACAGACUGAAAAUACAUUUAGUGCCUUAUUGGAGCUGGGUUUUUGUACUUGCAGGUGGAGGAUGAAUUAAUAAUUACAGAGAAAAUUGCAAUUUUUUUUCAUUGUCACUGUAAUUUAUAAUAAUGGUAUGGCACACUUUAAAAUAUUGCUGAGAAUGCAUAAGGGCUAAUGAUGCCUAAAACUACCAAAUAAUCAGUGGAGAGAAAGAGCCUGAGGAGAUCUGUGUGCAGAAAACAUUUGAGUUCCAAAAUGAGGUUCUGAUUAAGAGGGGCGACUUAAAGGAUUGGCAUCUUUUAUGGGUGACAAACUUUUCUUUCUACAUCAUAAACUUAAGCAGUGGAAAUGGUAGCAUGGUUGGAAAUUCGUUGUGAUGAGCAGAGAAAACACCUACAGCUCUGUUAAUAGUUCAGAAUAUGAAAAGACAAGUAAGGUUUUAUGGUUGUGUUGUACAACUAUUCCAUCUUACAUGAAACACAUGUUUUAUUUAAACAUUGGACUGCCCUCCCUUCCCCUCUUUUGCUUUAAUUGUGUGUUCAACACAACAGUGGUUUUCUAAGUCCUCGAUGUUCUCACUUGGGAGAUGAGAUUAAUAUGCAGUUGUAAUUUCUGAAGCUGUCCGUUGGUACUAACUCACGGGUUGCAUUUACAUGCAGUGCUAAACCAUGUUUAGUGUUAAAAAGAUGAGGCUGUGUGUGGGUUGCGUAAAAUUCAGAGUGGAUCCUAUGCUGUAGUUUGGGUAUGGGAGUUGAGUCCCUGACCUAAACAAACACAUAAUAUAACACUGGAAAUGAAGCUGUCUCUGUACAUGUCUAAUGCCAUUAUUAAAAGAACAGCAAGUCCUAGAAGAAAAGUGUGUGAGCAUGUGUGUGAGAGAGAACGUAUUUCUGCUUUGACUGCAUUUCUUUCUCUGUCACCGGAAUGUGACCACUUUGUGUAAAACUGCAGUCAGUGUAUCUUUUCAUGAACACAUAAUAUAUGCUCUUUUGAAGUGCUGUGUUCUGAUGAACAGAAUGGCCUUAGCUUUCACCUAAAACACACCAGGGUGAGUUUUUGUUGAGAUUUCUGCUGCCACAACCGUCUCCUGCUGCAGAUGGAAAAUAAGAGCUGCCGAAGAGCAAAUAAUUUGGUACAACAUUCAUUCAGCCAUAGUGUGCAUUGUCUUGCAGCCCACAUUUCAGGGGCUCAUUAUUUCUGGGAGUAUGGGGUAGUGACCACAUGAAAGUUAGCGAUUUUUUCAUUGAGAUGGGCAAAUUGGAAUGGCUUGGAAACAAGUAGUGCUCUUCCCUCAAAAGUCAGAAAAGGCUUGUUUUUCUGAGCCAGUUUUACUCUGGAAAUUGCCCCUCCAUCCCUCACAUUCCUUCUCCCCUUAAACCCUCUCCUCUCAUCCCUUUAAAUUAUACAGUGGUGCCUCGCAAGACGAAAUUAAUCCGUUCCGCAAGAGUCUUCGUCUAGCGGUUUUUUCGUCUUGCGAAGCAAGCCCAUUGACGGAUUAGCGCUAUUAGCGCUAUCAGCUGUUUAGCGGCUAUUAAAGGCUUAAAGGCUUAGGGAUUAGCUGCUAAAAGGCUAUUACUGGCUAUUACAGGCUUAGCAGAUUAGAUAACGGGGGGGAAAAGCGAAAAAAAAAUCUCCAGACUCGCAAGGUAUUUUCGUCUUGCGAAGCAAGCCCAUAGGGGAAUUCGUCCUGCGAAGCAACUUCAAAACGGAAAACCCUUUCGUCUAGCGGUUUUUCCGUCUUGCGAGGCAUUCGUCUUGCGGGGCACCACUGUACUUACUGAGUGAAUAGGAGAAAGAUGGCGUUCAGAUGUUCUUAUUUCCCUCUCUGGUUACAUUCGGUGGAUAAGCUUGGAAUUCUUCUCUGGUUGGGAUUUUAUUCCAAGCUAGAGAAGAAUUUGGGAGCUUGAGAAGCUCUCCUCUCCUUUGAGGUAGGUUUUUAAUGGGCCACAGAGCUCAAAUCUGAGCCAGAGCUUUCUUUGGCAAUUUUUUUGGACAUCUCUACUUUUUAAGGACAUUGGAAGAGCCUUCUGGAUCAGACCCCUGUUCCCAUAGUUGCCAGUCAGAUGCCCGUAGGAAACCCGCAAACAGGAUCCAAGCACAAGAGUAGUCUCCUUCCCAUGGUUUCCAGCAACUGGUUUUCAGAAGUACUUGCACAUCCGAUUGUGAAGGCAGAGCAUAGCCAGCAUGGCUAGUACACAGUACAUAGUAUUCCAGAUGUGGUCAUGCCAUAGAUUUAUAUAACAACAUUAUGAUUUGGUCAGCUUUAUUUUUAGUUCCUUUCUAAAUGAUUCCUAGCAUGGAAGUUGCUUUUUUCAGAGCCGCCACACUCUGAGACUGAUGUUAAGUAGACUUCUUAUUUAUUAUAACAUUUAUAUCCCUUUCCUCAUGGGAGCUCAGGAUAGUGUAUUUGGGCCCCCUUCUAUUUUCAUCCUCCCCAUAACCAUGUGAAGGAGGUUAGGUUGAGAGAUAGUGGCCCAAGGUCACCCAGUAGUCCUCAGAGAAUCAGAGAAUUGUAGAGUUGGAAGGUACAUCAAGCACCAUUUAGUCCAACCCCCUGCAAUGAAGGAAUCUCAGCUUGCGGUGGGGCCCCCAUCCAAUCUGAAAUCAUACUGGGCCCUGCUUAGCUUUGCAAAUGUACUAACAAUUUUAUUAUGAGGAAUUCAAUGGUUCUAUGAUUUACACUAUGGUUACGAGACGUCCCUGUUUCUCGGGGACAGUCCCCGGAUUUACAAAUCUGUCCCUGGACAAAAUCCAUCCCCGGAAUGUCCCAGGAUUUCAUUUAAUGUCCCAGGAUUUAUAUUUUAAGUGUUGUAGAUUUAUUAGUAGGGAAAGAAUGUUGCGUGGUUGGUUCAACGGCAUAAGAUACAUCAUUUGGGGACUUCCGGCAAGGCAAAAUGGCGGGUGCCACUGCCAAGGGGGAACUGGGGACACCCGGCACGUCAACUUGGGGAACCGCUCUCACACACACACACCCCAGUGACCCAAAUCGAGCCAGGAGAGAGAGCACCCGGCCGACUGCCCAGCGGUGCUCCAGGGCCACGAAAACCCCAGAGCCAACGCAGGGAGAAGGAGGAGAGGAGAAGGAGAAGAAAGAGAGAGAAAGAGGAAGGAGAAAAAAGAGGGGAGCCCCAACCUUGCCACGCUGCUGCUGCCGCUGCUGCUGAGAAGAGGUAGGAGAGCACCAGGAGGGCAUGGACUUGUGGCGGAGCCCAGGCCCGACCAGAGCCUACUCCAUGGCAGCUAGCGCUCCAAGAGAGCAGGCCGGGCCCAGAGGAAGGCUGUGCAACAGAGGAGAUCACAGAAGAGAAUAUAUUACUUCUUUAAAUUUUUAAAAAUAACUUCUUUUUAAAUAACUUUUUUUUCUCCUUUCCAAAAAAAAAGUGUCCCUGGAUUCUUUGGAAAAAAUCUGGUAACCUUAAUUUACACCCAGGUCUCCUCAGUCCUACACCAACACUAACUACUACAUCUACAUUUGGCAACUGUGAUUGCCACAAACCAUCCCUUGGCUCCAAGUCAGAACUGGCAAUCUAUUUGAAACCAUGGUUUCCAUUUCUGGUCCUAAGGCAGGUUAUGACACUGGGGAAUUUGGUUCACAGCACAGGGACAAGAUAAUGCACAGCACUUGUCUUCUAAAUACCCUUAUUUAAAUACCUUUUGUACUCUUGGAGAACAAGUGUAUUAUGGUGAAUAUUUUUAAGCUGUGAACUAGGAGGAUGAGAAUUUUUUUGGAUUAAAGAGUACGAUAGCUUUUCAGUCUCAGCCAGCAACUCAGCCACUCAGCUUCCUUCCCAGUUGCUAAGUUUCUGCACUCAAUUUAAUGCUUGCAUUUUUUCUCCAGUGUUGCAGCUUUGCUUGGUUUCCAGGAUUCUGAGCUUCAUGUGUUAACAUGCAAAUCAUCUGAGGGCACUUUCCAUAAAAUAGGCUUUUAUCUCAGUUAAUAUGUCCCUGGGUGUGCCACCUCUGUCCUUCCCCUAUGGUAUUAUAUAUUUUUUGUUCUCAUGCGUGCUCUUCUUCCCCACCCCCAAAAGGAGUCCCUUAACAAAUGCCUUUUCAUCCUCCUCAACGUGCCAGCCUGCUUCUACUGGCUAUAAAUCUAGCCAGACAGCAUCUGUGGGAAAAGUACACAUCCUCAGACUCUUGCCAAUAAUCGUGUCCACAUCCUGCAAGUCGAGAAAGGAAUUUCAUUAAAUUGCAACCCCCCCCCCCAAAAAAAGCACAGGUGAAGAAACACAACCAAAUCAAAUAUCCUUCCAGUAAGCAAAGUUUAUUGCUGCCCCUGUGGAAGGUGGGGCUCAAAGGUUCAGUUGUGUUGAAGUUGAAUCUUAAGUUUUCCUUGUUUAAAAAGAAAGGGGAGGAUCAAACUUGGAUUUGAAAUUCAGUUAAUAUUUCCCAGUGAAUGUAUGCCACACAAAAUACAAACCCAGAAUGGCUUGCACUUAUUCAGGGGUAAGCAACCUAAGGCCUGGGGGCUGGAUGCGGCCUUCUCAAUCCGGCCCAUGGAUGGUGCGGGAAUCAGCAUGUUUUUACAUGAGUAGAAUGUGUCCUUUUAUUUAAAAUGCAUCUCUAGGUUAUUUGUGGGGCCUGCCUGGUGUUUUUACAUGAGUAGAAUGUGUCAUUUUAUUUAAAAUGCAUCUCUAGGUUAUUUGUGGGGCAUAGGAAUUUGUUCAUCCCCCCCAAAAAAAAUAUAGUCCAGCCCCCCACAAGGUCUGAGGGAUGGUGGACUGGCCCCCUGCUGAAAAAGGUUGCUGACCCCUGCACUUAAUAUUAUUACUACUACUACUACUAUUAUUAUUAAUAAACAAAUGUAUACUUCACAGUAUAAAGCCUUCAAAAUGGUGUGCAGAGUAAAAACAAUAAAGCUGUAAAACAAUAAAAUCAAUUCAACAAACUCUAAAACAAUAAAACUGUCCAUACAAACUCUAAAAACGAUGAAACAGUUUUAUCAGAUAUAAAAUUGAUCUUUCACAAAUGGCUGGGUUACACCUCAGGGAAUGCCUUUGUAAACAAACAUGUAUUCAGUAGAUACCUAAACACCAUCAUUCUAGGUACCUGCCUGAUUUCAGCCUCAGCUGCAACACUAAAAGUCUGGUUUCUUGUACAGGCUAAACGUACCUCUGAGGCUUAUGGUCCUUUGAGUUCCCCAUAGCAUGGACAAGGCAGUCCCUUGGAUAUCCUAAUCCCAAGUUGUUUAGGACUUUGAUUGCUAAAAGCAGAACCUUGAUUUGUGCCCAGUCAUUGGGACCAGUUCACUAAGAACUGUUGAGCUUACUCAGGAGUAUAGUCAGGAUUUUGUACAGUGAGCCUGCGUUAAUUUGAAAAUAUGGAAAAAUCCAUACCUCUUAAUGCUUUUUGACAACCAGGUUGUGAUGACAGAGUUAAGGAGCAACCUGCCGAUUCGGUAAAUUGAGUGAUGGGUCCUAAUUUGUGUGAAGGGAUGUGAGAUCUUGCUUCCUUAAACAGUCUUGGCUAUGAAAGGCAACAAGGUGUAUCAUGCAGGAGUUGGGAUUUCAUUUAUUUAUUGAAAGCAAGAGAACCCAGAAGACAAGGCUGUAUGAUAGGGGUGAAACACUGUAGCCGAUGGCCACAUAAUAUCUGUACUUUUCUCCUUUUGUGUCUUCUAAAAUCACUAGGCUGCAGGUAUUGCUGUCUCUCCACUGGAAGAGGAAAUAACCUUCCAGCAGGCAUGGGGGAAGAAUAGAUUGAGAAGAGGUGUGUGUGUGUGUGUGUGUGUGUGUGCACGCGAGCAUGCAUGCCAGCUAGUUUAACAGAUUUUAACAUCAGCCUCUGCCAUGAAUUAUUUGAUGGGGAGACACUUGCCCAUUUCACUUCAUCUUAUUCUUAGCUCUCAUAAAAGCAUAGGUUUCCAUUCCUGCUGUGUUAGUGAUGAACCUUCAUUCCGACAAGAAAAAAAGGAAGCUCUGAAAAAAAGGCAUUUUUUUGCCACCCAUUAACAUAUGAAGCAUAGCUACUGACAGGCACCACAGGCUAUUUUUACGUUCUUAUGUAAGCUAGGAAACAAGGUCUGUUUGUGGCACAAGAAAAUCCCUCCUCUGAAAAGGAGACUCUUCCCCUGGUGGCACAAGAGUUGGGUGAUGGAUCGAGAUGUGCAAGGGAUAGUGGUAGUGUGCAUGAUGGGGCUGAGAUUAGAGGCUUAGGUGAGCCACUCAGCUCCCUGGAGAUGGUCUAGGCUCUCCUUCUCUUUGGCCUGGUUAUUUUUGUUUUGUCUCUAUGAGUGCCUUCAGAUUAUGUGUUUAUGUGAUUAAUGUUGAAUGCAGCCACCUUUGUGUCCUUUCUGGUGAGCUUUGAUGGGGCUUUUGGCUGGCUGCUGCUAGGAAUAGCAUGUUGGACUAUAUGAACAUUGGUCUGAGACUGCAAGGCUAUAUGGAAUCAUCCCCCCAGGCCCUGAGUAAUGUUGGAAAAUGUCUGGAGUUGCUGAGCAUGACCUAGAACCUGGGUGGCCAGAGUUGCAAAAUCAACUUGGAGUCACCUGCUGAAGACUUCAUAAGGCUAAGAAACAGAAGACAUGGAACUUCUCCCUGUCAGCCAUCUCACAAUCCUUUCUCCCGCAAGUGGCGCUGUGGUCUAAACCAUUGAGCCUCUUGGGCUUGCUGACCAGAAGGUCGGCAGUUUGAAUCCCCGCGAUGGGGUGAGCUCCUGUCACUCUGUCCCAGCUUCUGUCAACCUAGCAGUCUGAAAGCAUGCCAGUGCAAGUAGAUAAAUAGGUACCACUCUGGCGGGAAGGUAAACAGCAUUUCCAUGUGCUCUGGUUUCCGUCACAGUGUCCCGUUGCUCCUGAAGCGGUUUAGUCCUGCUGGCUGCAUGACCCGGAAAGCUGUCUGUGGACAAACCCCGGCUCCCUUGGCCUGAAAGCGAGAUGAGUGCCGCAACCCCAUAGUUACCUUUGACUGGACUUAACCGUCCAGGGGUCCUUUACCUUUACCUUCUACCUUUCUCCUGCUGCUGGUACCACCUCUGCUCUCCUAAUGAAUCCUCCUUCACUUCUUAAUCCAUUCUUGAUGGUGUUAUUUGUAGCCCAUUCUGUCAGUGUUCCUCAGCAGACCUUUUGUGUCUUGAUCAAACACCAACUGAUUGAUCUCCUUUGGCAACUAGAUCCCUGUCCAUGUAUUCUAAUUCAUGCCCACCUCUGUGCUUUUGCAUGUGUUCUCUCUUUCACUGCAAUGCACCCGGCUACAUAUUCAAAUAUGUAACCUUAAACCAAAGGAAAUGGAGCAAGAGUGACAGGUUAUGCAUUACUUCAUGAUCUUUCACAUAAACUUUCAUCUGAGUUGCUUAGUACUGGGCUGUUCAGGCAGUUUGUUCCAAGAGUCUUGGAUGUGAGCCUGUGUCCCUAGUUGCCUCCACAAAUGUGUGUGCGCGUUUGUGAAACAAACUUAAUAAAAUGAAGUUGAAUAACAUUAGAGAUGGCUUUCUGAAAUUAGGAAUGCAACUUGGAUGAAGGUGCCUGAAGGGAAAUAUGCCAAGACAUCACAGAGGGUUGAUAUGAUGGUGUUUGCCCAGGCUGUUGCCUGUGUUUAUGUUACUCCUUGAAAAUGUUGUUUGGCAGUUUGUGUGCAUGUGCACAAUUUGGAUUUUGGGAAGUCUUUGGACUGUCAACAAUACAGUACCUGGAGUCUGGGAUGCGGGUAGCGCUGUGGUCUAAACACUGAGCCUCUUGGGGUUGCAGAUCGGAAGGUCAACGGUUCAAAUCUCUGCGACAGAGUGAGCUCCCAUUGCUCUGUCCCAGCUCCUGCCAACCUACCAGUUUGAAACCACACCAGUGCAAGUAGAUAAACAGUUACUGCAUCGGCGGGAAGGUAAACAGCGUUUCUGUGCACUUUGGUUUCCAUCACAGUGUCCCGUUGCUCCAGAGGCAGUUUAGUCCUGCUGGCCACAUGACCUGGAAAGCUGUCUGUGGACAAACGCAGGCUCCCUUGGCCUGAAAGCGAGAUGAGCGGCGCAACCCCACAGCCGCCUUGGACUGGACCUAACUGUCCAGGGGUCCUUUACCUUUUUUUACCUGGAGUCUGUUAGUGCAGGUGCUGUGAUUUAUCUUUGUCCCAUGUUAAGCUUUUUUUUGUUAAUAGCUGAGAUCUGCCCUACUGCACUCCUAUCCGAGAAUAUCUCUUUUAUUUUCCAUGUCAUAUUCAUUUUACUGGAGUUAGUUUUGGACAUAAUUUGGUUGGCUGAAUAGUGAGGUGCUUUUUUAGUAGCCUUGAUUUUGAGUCUGAAGAUAAACGUGGGUUUGAAAGCAAGUGAUCUUGACCAGGCUGCUUCUUUGAUGCCUAAUGAACUUUCCGCCAAAGUUUAUUUCCACCCCCCACCUCCCAGACAUUUUUUGUUUUGCAGGAUCUUCUAUGAUACUGCUUUUAUAUGGGAAUUUUGGAAGCUGCUACUGGGCUGUCACCAACUGGUCAAAGUCUUUUUGAAAAUAAGUUAAAAAAAAUACUGGCAAGAUUCUCCUGCUUUUAAUAGUUGUAUAAGAAAUUCCGCAGCUGAUGCUUUUCCCAGUGUGGAGAUUCAGUCAUGAGGAAAGUUUUUUGGCUAUAUGGGGAAAUAAGCUGGUAAGGCUACAACUAAAAGGCAUCAAACUGCUCAAGAUGGUUCAUGUCAGAUGCUGCCUGGUUUUGAAGAAAGACUCUGUGUCAGGGAACUGCCAUCAGUGCCGGAGGGAGAGAGCAAAAUCCAGAGGGAUUCCGGGGAGCGUCCCGGGAUUGGGAGAGGCAGCCCAUUUUCGGGGGAAGAGAAUCAGCGUAGCACCAGUGGAGAAGGGGGGCAGAUGGGGGAAGCGGCGAGGCGGUCCCAUGACUCCUUGCCGGGGACCAGCGGGGAGAGUAGGGGUCCUCCGCUGCCUACGCCCUCCUUGCGCAGAAGGCUUUCGUGCAGAGAGAGUAGGAGGAGACUAGGCGUCAAAGAGCUUCUUUGCUGGAAGAAGUUUAAGAAACGCCCACUGACGGAUUCUGCCAGCGAUUGAGACAGCCACGGGUGAGUGGCUGUCCGGACAGAAAAGGUUCACUCAGGCAACCCAGCCAAGUGUUUGCACCGGCUUACGCACGAGCAACCCCUAGAACCACUACACUCUGCUUCAUGCUUUUGCUGUUAUCUACACUGUUAGGUAAAUUUAACCAAUCACUCUUCACAGGGCCAUGUCUUGCAGCAAGUUAUGGGCGUGUUUUCACCUCUUCCUUUGUUGUUUGCUGUUUUAGAGUUGUGGAAUGCUGUGAAGACUUCCCUGGCUCCACAGUCAUAGACGAAAUACGUUUGGAACUAUUUUCAUCUGAAGGAUAUCUUUCAUCUAUAAAAGGUACCAAACUUUAUCCUUACUGCCUCAACAGACUUCAUCUUUGUUCGGAAUUUCAACCAGUUUUUCCUCCAGAUCCUAAACCACACAAUAGAACGUAUAUCUGCAGAGAAGGGCCUUGUAAAACUCUGGUAUUAACUGGGCACUUUGCAGAGAUUUUGAGAUUAUAACAUGCAAUAAGAUUAAAACAUUUUAAGAACCUAAGAAGAGCGGGACUGAUGUCCAAGGCCUGUCUAGUUCAGCAUCCUCUUUUCAUGGUGCUCAACCAGGUGCCUACAAGGCAAGUCGGACAGGACAGCUCUCUUGCGACUUGUGACUCUCAGCAACUGGUAUUCAGAUGCAUACUGUCUCCAAAAGUGGUUAUAGAACGUAACCAGCAUGGCUAGUAGCCAUCAAUAGCCCUCUCUUCCAUGAUUUUUUCUUAAAAAUAUAAAGUGAUGUAGAAACGAAAUGAAAAACAGUAACAAUCUUCUUUUAAAGCCAUCUAAGUUGGUGGCACUGUGGUCUAAACCACUGACUCUAGGGCUUGCUGAUCGGAAGGUCGGCAGUUCGAAUCCCCACAGUGGGGUGAGCUCCCGUUGCUCGGGCCCUGCUCCUGCCAACCUAGCAGUUCGAAAGCACACCAGCGCAAGUAGAUAAGUAGGUACCGCUCUGGCAGGAAGGUAAACGGCAUUUCUGUGCACUGCUCUGGUUCGCCAGAAGCGGCUUAAUCAUGCUGGCCACACGACCCAGAAAUACUGUCUGUGGACAAACGGCGGCUCCCUCGGCCAGUAAAGUGAGAUGAGCGCCGCAACCCCAGAGUCGUUCGCGACUGGACUUAACUGUCAGGGGUCCUUUACCUUUAUGUUGGUGGCCAGCAGUGCCCCCAGUAGGAGUGAGUUCCAUAGUUUGGACUAUGUGCUGCUCAAAUAAGUACUUUAUUUUAUCUUGUCUUGAAUAUUUCAACAUGCAGCUUCCUUGGAUGUCCACGAGUCCUGUUGUUAAGAGAAAGGAAGAAAAACUCUGUCCGUUUAUUUCAGGAUUUUGAAAAAUGAGGGUUAUAUAAAAACACAAAAAUACAUAACAUAGUGACAAACAAACAAAAAUAGCCCACCCCCAUUUUAAAAGGCCACAGAUUGUUUAAUUAUCCAAAGGCCUGGCAGAAGAGAAAUGUUUUUGCCUGGCACCUAAAUAUAUUUCACUUCUUGGUUCUUUUGUGAAGCUCAGGAGACCAUUCUCUGUGAAUUUGAGAUUUUGAAUCUGUGAACUGAAUUGAGCGUCGUUAUCUUUCUAUGGUUGGAGAAGACCUCUUACCCAGGGACAGGCCUGUUGUAGAUCUUUUGCUCAGCAGCUCACAGAUGCAACGGAGACAGCCUUCAUGUUGAGAAGGAAUUGUCUACAUUGUGUUUAAAGGUAAAGGGACCCCUGACCGUUAGGUCCAGUCGCGGACGACUCUGGGGUUGCGGCACUCAUCUCGCUUUACUGGCUGAGGGAGCCGGCCUACAGCUUCCGGGUCAUGUGGCCAGCAUGACUAAGCUGCUUCUGGCGAACCAGAGCAGCGCACGGAAAUGCCACUACAUUGUGUUUAGGAAACAUAAAAGAGAAGAUGGCCUAGGCUGGUGGGUGACUUGGCAUGAAAUAAAUAAAUGGGUUAGGAUCACAAAGUGAACCAGGGGAAGCUGGCAGAGGGUCUUCUCGGUAGUGGCACCUGCCCUGUGGAACACCCUUCCAUCAGAUAUCAAAGAGAUUAAACAAGUACCUGACAUUUAGAAGACAUCUGAAGGCAGCCCUGUUCAGGGCAGUUUUUAAUGUGUGACAUUUUAAUGUAUUUUUUAAUCUUUGUUGGAAGCAGCCCAGAGUGGCUGGGGAGGCCCAGCCAAAUGUGCGGGGUAUAAAUAAUAAAUUAUUAUUAUUAGUAUUAUUUAUUUGGAAAAGAACAGGAAGCCAGUGGAGCAGCAGCUAGACCACUGGUCUCUACUGGGGGAUUUUGACACUUGCUGCUAGGCAGAUGGUUGAAUAUCGUAUCCUAGAACUUCAUGUAUGGGAGAAGUAGGGGUCCAGUGUUCCUCCAGACAUUGCUGGACUCCAGUUUCUAUGAGCCUCUGCCAACUUAUCCAGUGAUCCGGGAUUAACGGGAGCUGUGGUCCAGCCAUGUCUGGAGGGCCACAGGUUUCCCACCCCUGAUUCAUGGCUUUCUGGUGCCCAGGCUUUUCUCUUUAGCUCUGCAGGGAAAAUGACUUCAGCUUAGCUCAUCUGUUUGCUCUUCAGAUCUUGCUCCUGAGCCUCUGUAGAUCACGUGAUUUGGUAGCUACUGCUCAGCGUGAAACCAAACCCUCUGAAGCAGCUCCGUCCUUUCUCUAUGUGGCUUUUGAGCAAUUUGCUUUGUGAUUUUCUCUUCUGAAAACGAAACAUUUGAAGCAUAAGACUGAUGGGUUUUGGCAAGGAUUGGGAGAAGAGCGCGGUCAGUCCAAAACUUGAGUACAUAAAUAUCUUCUCAAAUCUAGUGCAGAAUGAAGGAUGCCGAGAGACCUUAUUGAAUAGAGCCUGGUAGGUGACCAGCUUAGUGAUUUCCUAUUUCCUGGAAAAGUGCAGCAGGCUUCUCAGCAGUGGGAAAUCUUUAAGUGGCUGGGAUGAGAUUAGAACAAGAGGUUUGCUCGCUUGUACCUGCUUUUUCAUGGUGCCUUCCCACUGAGCAUGUCCUACAUAGUUCUGCCUUCAAAAGCCUGGCUGGAAGUAGCAGCUCUUUAUUUCUGAUGUAUAAUUUACUGUGUUUUUCCUGGCGCGCCAGCCUUGUUUGUAUUGGUAAGUGUGUGUUCACUGCGUACAGCCUGCUGACAAUUUUGUAGGCUGAACAUGCUGUGCUUGAAUAUACCUGGGUCUUUGUGAAGUGCUUUUGAAUCACAAAGUUGAGUUAAUAAGCUGGGUCGUCUUAGCCCAUAAACGCUUCCUGUUUCCAUUGGCCUUACUUUUGUUAAAUAGAUACCAAAGUUGCAAGUCUGGUUUCCUUCAGGUUAGUCCCAUGGACAUCGUAUGACAGCGCUAUCUUGGUUAAAAAAGGAAAAAAAACCCCACAAAUUCUCUAAAAUAAAAUCCAAAGCCAGCCUCAGAACAAGGUUUUGGGGCUCCUUAUAGCUUGUCAUUCUUGUUUUGUGGCGUCUUUUAAUGCCAGGCUGUCAUGAAAUCUGAAAGUUUCUGAGCCACUACAAAUUAUUGUGAUUAAGUGCCUCCUCCAGACAUGCCCCAUAAAUGCUGUGGGUCAAAGAAACAAGCCUUUGUUGUUUAGUAAGAGGCAAAUUAAGAUUUCAGCUUUCUUGGCAAGUCCUAAUUUAAAUUUUAGACAGCUUACGUGGGAGAGCCACUGAGAUGCGUUGCCUGAGAAAGACAAGCAAAUGCGGCAGUGCCUGUGAGAGAUGAGCGAAUGCUGAAGCUUGAGUCAAGGGUGGGGAACCUUGUCCCAUCUGAGGGGCACAUUCCCUUCCAAGGAAGCUUCUGGGGGCCGUAUGCCUGUAGUGGACAGAGGCAAAAAGUUGGUAGGGGCUGUGAUUUGUACAGUAGACUGUAUUGCAGCCAUGCGUAAUUCAGGUUUCUACACCCGCCCACCUCUUUUCAUCAAGGCAAGCAAGAACCACUAUCACGUUAUUAGAAUACAUUCUUGCCUGGCAAAAGCACCUGAAGAUGUGGGAAAUGACCUUUGUGGCCUCGGGAUACUUCCAAGGUCUGACUAGAGAGGCCUGCAUUUGGCCCCUAGGCCUGAGGUUUUCCACUGCUGUAUCAGUAAAUAAACCUCCUGUCUGGGAGCAAAACAGUAGAGCGGGCAGGAAAGACUUUUGGAACACUCUUGGCAUCUUCUGUGGAUUUUUAGAUUGCUCUUUAGGGCCAAGUUUUGACCUGGGUUCGCAUUCCCAUCACUAAGUGCUUUGGAGGCAGGUGCAGGUAGGUAAAGGUAAAGGACCCCUGGACGCUUAGGUCCAGUCAAAGGCGACUAUGGGGUUGCAGUGCUUGUCUUUCUUUUCAGACUGAGGGAGCCGGUGUUUGUCCACAGACAGCUUUCUGGGUCAUGUGGCCAGCAGGACUAUACUGCUUCUGGCGCAACAGGACACCUUGACGGAAGCCAGAGCGCACAGAAACGCUGUUUACCUUCCCGCCACAGCAGUACCUAUUUAUCUACUUGCACUGGUGUGCUUUCGAACUGCUAGGUUGGCAGGAGCUGGGACAGAGCAACAGGAGCUCACCCCAUCGCUGGGAUUUGAACCGCCAAACUUCUGAUUGGCAAGUCCAAGAGGAUCAGUGGUUUAGACCACAGCGCCACCCGCGCUGUGCAUGCUCACGCAGGCAGACACAGCACCUAACUUACUCCCACAUUGAGUUUUUUUGGAGAAGGCAGGAUUAACUAAAUACUCUCUCAUAAUAUAUAUUUUUUAAUAGAUAAGACACUAAGGGAUAUAAAACAGGAGUCAUCUCCAGACUGACCUCUGUGGGGAAUUGUGUUCUUCCUGAUCCUUUUAUCAGGAAAUGCUGGGGAUUGAACCUACAUGCAAAGCUUUGCCAUUGACUCAUGGUCCAGCCAAGAAGGCUUAUGGCCUCUUCACACACACACACACACACACACACACACACACUAUGCAACAGCACAUCCAUCUUUUAUUCCACAGGGAAAUGAGGCCAAUCCCAGCUUUUGGGUUUGAGUACUCCUAUCACAUAUCUGUGAGCACCCCCCCCCCAUUUUUUAGCUAUACGUGUAAAGAAUUUUAGGUAUCCGCCUUAAUGUGUGCAGCAACCUUAAUGAUUUGUGUUAGGAUAUUUUGGGAGGUGUGUGAAAGAGACAGAGCAGGUAAACUGUUUAAGCUCAGGGUGGAUCAGAAUACGCUUUGCUCAAAAGUGGACUUUGAGGGGAGGCUUAAGAAGAGAGAAAGGAAGGCUGCUGUAAAGAGACUGGAAUUAAAGGCCGAGACAACUGGAGGAAUCUGAAGUAAGCAAGAAGGGAUGUAAGGGGAAGGAAGGGACACAGAGGUGGAGAGGCUUAAAAGUAAGCUGAUGGGGAGUGACACGAUCAUAGCAGGAGCAGAGAGGUGAGCUCAGAGGCAUUCUGAAUGGAUUAGAGAUGUGGGAAAGGCAGGAGGGAAGACCAGGCAGAGAAGAUGUUGCAGUGGCAGAGUCAAGAAGAAGUUUGAGGGAGGAAAAGGAUUGAGCAACAUGAGCAGAUUUCCGAGAAAGUUUGGGCUGGAGGAAACAUUUCAGAUCUCUGGGUUCCAACAAGCACUUGUAAGAUGCUAGCAAGGAAGAAGCCAUUUAGGGUUGCUCCGGUAAUGGUCCAACCAAUGAACCGGUUCAGGACAGAAGGAAGACAGACAAAGGGAAUAUCUGUGGUAUGGUAUGAAUGGUGCCAAUACUAAAGGGAUACCAUUGCUUUUGGUUGAUUACUACAACAAAAUGAAGAGAUGCAUGUGGGUGAAGAGAUGCUUUUUCUCUUCUCACCCCUCACCAUCCUUUCUAAAUUGCCCUUCUUCAGAAAGUGCCCAGGGCAAUGCACAUCAAACUUACGAACAAAGCAUAAUAAAACAGCACUAAAAUGCAUGCAUGAAUUAUAUCUUAGUAGAUAAGUUAAAACAGAAAUACAUACAGUGAUAAAUAAGAAGUGUAUUCCUCACCAGCAAACUGCAAAAUCGUGGGCAGCUGUUGUCAGUUGGUGCCUGCUACCCAACAGUACCUAGUCAUUUCCAACUAAUUCCUUUCCAGCCAAAUGAGCCCAGUCUUGCCAACCUUCAAACUCAAUUGUCCAAUGGCUCUGGAAGUCCAUCUGUCUCAGGCCCACACCUCUUAACUCAAGGUAGUUGGGGAGACUGAGCUUGGGGUACCAUGUACAUGCACAGCAAGGAUUAUUUCCAUUACCCUUUAACCAUUGGAGGUAAAACAAGAGGUUUAGUGCUAAACCAGAAAAGUAUCUAGAAGAGCUGAUUUGCAUGAGAGUCAGUUCAGUGGAGUUUUGUGGGGCACGUCUUAGUAGAUCAGGAACAUUCUGAAAUAAAUUUUCUAACCGUUAUGCAUUCCAUAUAGUAGAUAAGAUAGUCUUUGAAAUUGCUAUUUUUAAGCCUUAGGGCUUUUCAGUGUAAUUUCCACUGUCAGCUCAACAUUCUUAAUUGUUGUGGCUCCUAGGUAGGAAUAUUGGGGUUUUUUGUAGACCUUUUCUUCAGUCUCCUAACAAAGUAGCUAUUGGAAUUUUGCCAGGUUGUUAGCCCCAAGUGUCUUAGCUUUCACGUGUAAGAAGGAAUGGCACUGUCAGAUUUGUUUAAUCCCUAUUUUUAGCAGACAAAGAAAUUAGUUCUGUCUAGACUCUAGGGCUCUAAAGUUGCAGCUUUUAAGGAGUGCCAUAAUUUGGGGAAUCCCCUCUCCUCAUUCUCUCUUCUGUAAAGGGGCUUUGAGCUGCCAAACCUGUUCUGGCUGUAUUAAGGCUCUGUAUCUUACCUAUUUAAUAAGAAUAAUUUAUUCUGCCUUCCCAGGUAGCAAAGCUGCUUUUAAGGCCACUAACAACAUACCAGUGUUUCAACAUUCAAACAACUAAACAGGUGCUUACAUAUGCACACACUCCAGCAUGGCAGAUAAUUAAAACAUCAGAGCUGUUGUAAAAUACCAGUGUUAUUAAAAAACAUUGAACAAAGUUAUCUUCUUUUAAUGGUGAAAGCCGAAAAGGAAGGAGCCAAAUGCACAUGGCGCUGUAGAGAACCUAAGAAUGUCUUGUUCCAUUCUAAACAACUAUGAGGUUUUCAACCUUUCGUUUGCCCAUAAUGCUGAAGUACAUAGGAUGAUGCCUUAUACCAGGGGUCAGCAAACCUUUUCAGCAGGGAGCCGGUCCACUGUCCCUCAGACCUUGGGGGGGCGGGGCGGACUAUAUUUUGAAAAAAUAAUAAUGAAUGAAUUCCUAUGCCCCACAAAUACCCCAGAGAUGCAUUUUAAAUAAAAGGACACAUUCUACUUAUGUAAAAAUGCACUGAUUCCUGGACUAAAUCCGCAGGCCGGAUUUAGAAGGGGAUUGGGCUGGAUCCAGCCCCCGGGCCUUAGUUUGCCUACCCAUGCCUUAUACUGAGUCAGACCAUUGGUCCUCCUAGCUCAGCAUUGUUUACAUUGAGUGGCAGCGGUUCCCUAAGGUUUCAGAGAGAUGCCUUUCCCAGUCUUCCUGGGAGAUGUUGGGAUUGGACCUAGGGCCCUCAGUCAGCCGUAUGGCAAGCUGCUGUAUAGUGAUGGCAGAGCAUGUAGCUGCAGUUUGUGCGUCAAUGCCACAGCUAUGCCAUUGGAGCUGCUUUCAUGGUUUCCUGGGAAGGCAGAAUAAAUUAUUCUUAUAAUUUCCCCCCACUUUCAUGGUUUCUCCCCAUCUUGACAGGAGGGUGGUGAAGACGGGGGAAUUUAUCAUGCAAGUGGUUCUAGCUAUGUAGUUCUGGAAUUUGUGGAGCUCCAGUGGUGCUGUGGGUUAAACCACAGAGCCUCUUGGGCUUGCCAAUCAGAAGGUUGGCAGUUUGAAAACCCACGACGGGGUGAGCUCCCAUUGCUCGGUCCCUGCUCCUGCCCACCUAGCAGUUCGAAAGCACGUCAAAGUGCAAGUAGAUAGAAAGGUACCGCUCUGGUGGGAAGUUAAACGGCGUGUCCGUGCGCUGCUCUGGUUCGCCAGAAGUGGCUUAAUCAUGCUGGCCACAUGACCUGGAAGCUGUACGCUGGCUCCCUCGGCCAAUAAAGCGAGAUGAGCGCCGCAACCCCAGAGUCGGCCACGACAACCUAAUGGUCAGGGGUCCCUUUACCUUUAACUGCAUGAGAUCUCAGCCGAGAAAGCUGCUCCUGUUCACCUGGAGGCCAAAAAACCCCAAUGACCUCAAUCCCAAGGUAAAAGGCAACUCUGGGAUUGCUUACACCAGGGUUGGCAAGGUUUACUUCGCUUGGGCCGGUUCACUCCAGCGGAGACCGCUCCGUGGGCCGGAUUGCAUCUGCACAGAAGCGAUUUUCGGCAUCUGCGCAGAUGCGAUUUCCGGUGCUGUGGAAGUGAGUCCCUGCUCCAUGCUGCGUCGGUUUAACACAACAGGGACUCGCCGAGCAGGCGGCUCGGUUCAGGGGCGGCUUGUGGGCCGUUUAAACGACCCCAGUGGGCCGCAGGUUGCCGACCCCUGACCUACACAGUCAGGAUACAGACAGGCUCCUCUGGUGAGUUUCUUCUCUGAAAGCUUCUCCCAACACCCAUCUUUCCAUAGCAAAUUAUUUCAAACCAUGUAAGAGGACCGAGCUUGUUGCUCCCUGUUCUGCUCAGUUGGAGUGGAAGAGCAAGGUUCUGUUUCCGCUCUUUCUGUGCAGCUUUUGCAAACACUAGGGAAGCCUGGCUAGUCUGCCGGCUGAGUGCAAUGCAUCCCUGAAGUGUUUGACUCCUGUUGCUGUGACUUUUGGUAUUAAAGUCAGAAGGGAGAGGGGCAGAGUCUGUGGGUGUCAGUGCCUCAGCACCUACUUGCCAACCUCUAUGCUUACCAAAGGGGCAGAGAGGGAGAAAGCACAGCUGGCUGCCGGCCCGAGAGUCCUGCUGUGUUUCCUGAUUGGGAAGCUCAGCAGGGUACAUCUAGUGAUUGCCAGAGGGGCUGCAGCCGGCCCGUGUUGAGCUGUAUAUCUGGCUACAAAUGCUGCACGAGCACUGCUAGAUGUGCUUCACGGUUCCAGCUUCCUGUGUCCAAUGGUGUGUGCUCAGAUUAUUAUUAUUUUAUUUAUUGCUCGCCUUUCACUGCAAGGCCCCAGGGUGGCUUGCAGUAUUAAAAAGAAGUUCAAAACACAUCCACAAGCAUAUUAGCUGUGAUUUCUGGAAGAUCUGUUUCCCUGCCUUGCUGGCCUUUUCCCACCUGGCCUUGCAGAGUAGGGCCCUGACUGACUCCAGCUACAAAAGCUGAGGCUCCUGAACAGACGCUUGCUGUUCUAUUGCAUAGGGUUUUUUUUGUUGAGGAGGUGUUGUUGCUGUUAUUCAUAUAAAUUGAUAUUCAUCCAUUGAUGUUUGAUUUGAUGAUUUAAUUGGUCAGUUUACUAUACCUUUGUUUGUACCUUAGUCAUGAUUUAUGUGGAAACUACAGUGGUACCUCAGGUUACAGACUCCGCUAACCCAGAAAUAGUACCUCGGGUUAAGAACUUUGCUUCAGGAUGAGAACAGGAAUUGCACGACGGCACCGCAGCGGCAGCGGGAGGUCCCAUUAGCUAAAGUGGUGCUUCAGGUUAAGAACAGUUUCAGGUUAAGAACGGACUUCCAGAACGAAUUAAGUUCUUAACCCGAGGUACCACUUUGUUCAAUUUGGUUGUCUACUUUUUGAUGUUUUAUUGUUCACGGCUAAUUGUCGUGUUUGAAAUUGGCAUAUUUUUUCAUGUCGUCAGCCUCCCUGAGCGUGGUUUUAACUGUCGAAAGGAGGCAUACAGAUAAGAUGAUGUACGUGUGUAAAAACAAGAUGCAUCCUAUGAGCCCACAAGCAGCUCACAAAGGCAGCAACCACCUCCUUUUUGUCUGCCAGCAACUGGUAUCCGAUCACAGGCUCGAGGUAGGAUGUCCUGUGGUGGCUUGAGCCUCGCAGGGGAAGCUGACCACAGCAUGCGCCAUAUAUGUGGUGCCGGUGGAAGCCCCUAUGGAGCAGUCUGCGUUGGGGGUGAUGGUUCCAGAGUGCUAGCCCAGGAGGUGGACCAGCCCAUUUUACCAAUUCCUUGAACUGGUUGCUUUGGGCCUCAAAGCCCAACUGAUGCAAUGCAACCUCUCGGAAGGGAAGUGUUGGGGGUGUUUCUCCCGUGGCAGCUUGUAUCCGUUCCGUUGUCUCCUGCCGGGUUGCCCUUGGUUUGAGCAUUCGCUCCCUCCCGGGCUUGUGUCUCGUGUCAUGUCCGCGCAACAUCCUCGGCGUUCCUUUUCCCUUUCAGCUCCGUGAAGGAACGACCAAGCUUUUCUCCUCAACGUCGCGUUUGUUUCCUUCCAGAGAACCUCGCUGUAAUUCAGUUAUGAAUCAUUGCUUUAUUUGUCAUGUCAAGCUCCAGGAGGAUGCUUUAAGUGCUUCUAGUCGGCAGUAAUUUGAGGCACUCUGCCAAGCCGUGUUCAGCUGUUGUCAGGCCUGGCAGUGGCUGCAGCUGAUAUGGCGAUAAAAACACAUUCUGACUACAGAUGAGUUUGGUUGCUGCCUGCUCUGCUCUGUUCUUUUUUUCUUUUUCUUUUUGCAUGUGGCAGGCAAUAAGUGCUAAUUAACAGGCAUAUGAAUUGGUGCGGCUUAUCCUCUGGGAUUAUGGAAAUGCUGGGAGCUGGGAGAAUGAUAGUCCUGUGCUUUUUAUAAAAUGGCAUAAAAAUGAUUGUUUCCCCCCAGUGUUAUUUCCUUCGCGUAACUCUUUUCUUUCAGCCGAAAAAGUUGUCAGCAUAAUGUAUGUCUCUGGAGCAUUUAGUUUUCAAAAGUAUUCAGAGAGAAAGAGAGCUUAUUUAAAGCAUUUUUACCUCGCUCUUCAGGUCACAGAAUGGUCUCAAGAGUUAUAAUAACAAUAAUAAUAAUGAUAAUAAUAAUAAUACAUUUUUAUUUAUACCCCGCCCUUCCUGGUUCAAAAACCGGGCUCAGGGCAGCUAACAACAAAUUUAAAACACUUAAUUAAUUAUAAAGGCAGCGUAAAAUACAGUAUAAAAACAUGAAUAACAAUAAAAUUCAAAAAUCAAAUAUCAAUUUAGGGGGAAUAAGCAUUAGAUAAUCCCCAGGGCUAGCUGGCUGAAUUGGUCCUACUUGGGCCAGCGAGGAGGCCAGGGCAGAAUUAGCUGUGGGGUCUCAGAGCGGGUGAUCCUCAUAAAAGGGGAGGGGGAGGGAAGAGAAGGGAAAUAAAAGAUCAGACUGAAUUCAAAUUAAAGGCCAGGCGGAAUAGCUCCGUCUUACAGGCCCAACAGAAGGAGGUUAAAUCCUGCAGGGCCCUAGUCUCGUGGGACAGAGCAUUCCACCAGGUCGGAGCCAUCUCUGAAAAGUCUGGCUUCCUUAGGGCCUGGGACCUCUAUAACUAUGGUUAUUCGUGGACCUUAAGGUCCUCUGUGGGGCAGACCAGGAGAGGCAGUCCCCUAGAAAUGAGGGCCCUAAGCCACAAAGGGCUUUAAAGGUCAAGACCAGCACCUUGAACCUGACCCUAUACUCCACCGGGAGCCAGUGCAGAGUUGCAGUCAAAAGGACCCUACACAAAAGAAGGAAGAGGGAUUGUCAGGGAGGAGGAAAAUAGAAAACUGUUUCUUAGUUACAGUUAAGAACAUAAGAAGAGCCAAUGGCCCAUCUAGUCCAGCAUCGUGUUCUCACAGUGGCCAACCAGAUGCCUGCAGGAAGCUUGCAAGCAGGACCCGAAUAUAAGAGUGCACUCUGCUCCUGGGGCUUCUAGCAACUGGUAUUCAGAAGCAUUGACAGCCCUGUGGAAUGGCUGCUGUAGAUGUAGCCUGAAAGAGCUGAUCUUCCAGCUGAGUGAAUGGAGACGCCCUGCAGUCCCGUAUCUCUCGCUUUCCUAGAGCUUGAUGGAGCAGCUGCUGUAGAUAAUUUCUUUCCAAGAAAGCAGCUGAGCACAAUGUAAGGGAGAUUUCAGGGCGCUUAAACAAACAAACAAACAAACUUACCUGGAAGUUCAUCUGUGCGCAUCCAGAUGCUGUGCUUAGGUGACAAGCCCCCUCUGAAUUUGCUGGCCAGAACGAUUGCCUUCAGUUUGGCGUUUAAAGGGCAAGUUGUUCAGAAAAGAACUGCAGUUCUCAUGGGGCCUAACAUUUUACUUGGAGAGAAAUCAUCUCAUUACUACACCAAUAUCUGUGUUUGCACCGUGUAAAAUUAGAUGAUUAUUCUUUUGUGCUGUGUCCUUGUAAUUUGGUUCUGCCGUCUUAAUUUCAAAAUAAUAAAAUUUUAAACAGGCCAGCUAUUUUUAUUUAUACUUGAUAUAGGCUAGAGGAUGGUAACACUUCUUAAAUGCACGGUGUGAUAAAAGAAUAAGGAAGAGGGCUGCAAGGGUUUAUGCAGAUGGUAGAGGUCUUUUGGCAGCAACUAUAUGUGAUUUGUACAAACAUCACAACCUUAAAGAUGUGUUAGCAAACAGCAGUGGUAGCAAUUGACUUCUUACUUUAAAUAAAGAGCUUGGGAAGCCCACUCCCCCGACAAGUGUCUUGCGCAAAGGUUGUCCCACUGAUCUUUGUGGCUAAUUAUCAACGUACAAUAGGACGCGGGUGGCGCUGUGGGUUAAACCACAGAGCCUAGGACUUGCCAAUCAGAAGGUGGGCGGUUCAAAUCCCCGCGACGGGGUGAGCUCCCGUUGCUCGGUCCCAGCUCCUGCCAACCUUGCAGUUUGAAAGCAUGUCAAAGUGCAAGUAGAUAAAUAGGUACCGCUCCGGUGGGAAGGUAAACGGCGUUUCCGUGUGCUGCUCUGGUUCGCCAGAAGCGGCUUAGUCCUGCUGGCCACAUGACCCGGAAGCUGUAUGCCGGCUCCCUCGGCCAAUAAAGCGAGAUGAGCGCCGCAACCCCAGAGUCGGUCACGACUGGACCUAAUGGUCAGGGGUCCCUUUACCUUUUUAUCAACGUACAAACGGCAGACCAACCUGAAUCUAGGCCUGGAUAGUUUUUAGCUCGGGGGUAGAACUUGAAGGUCCUAUGCUGUUGACUAGAAAAGGAUAUUUGCACCCAGCCUGGCCGAUACAUAAGCCAUGUGGUGAUUCUAGGCCACACACCCUUAUUCUCUCCUGUGCCUGAAAUGUUCUCCAACUGCUUUAUACUGUGUAAAAGGCUGGAUCCCAGCCUCAGAUUCCCAGUUGCAAGCGCUGAGCUCCCUGGCACAGCAAGAUGUGCACACAGCCUAAAAAGGUAAAGGUAAAGGACCCCUGUAUGGUUAAGUCCACUCAAAGGUGAUUAUGGGGUUGCGGCUCUCAUCUUGCUUUCAGGCUGAGGGAGUCGGCGUUUGUCCGCAGACAGUUUUCCGGGUCAUGUGGCCAGCAGGACUAAACCGCUUCUGGUGCAAUGGGACACUGUGAUGGAAGCCAGAGCGCAUGGAAACGCCGUUUACCUUCCCGCCGCAGUGGUACCUAUUUAUCUACUUGCACUGGUGUGCUUUUGAACUGCUAGGUUGGCAGGAGCAGGGACCAAGCAAUGGGAGCUCACCCCGUCGCGGGGAUUUGAACUGCUGGCCUUCUGAUCGGCAAGCCCAAGAGGCUCAGACCACAGCGCCACCCGCAUCUCUAACACAGCCUAACUGUCUUGUGUUGUGGGAGGAGGAUGUAAGCAGGUUCACACUGAGCGCCAGGCUGGAUGUGAUAGAGCAGCUCCGUUUCUUCAUGAUUGUGCCCGAUUCAGGUGUAGAACAGGGUGAGGGUGAAGUCUUACUCAAGCCUCAAAAGGGGUUCCCCUGCCUUGCUUUCCUUUGCUCCCUCAACCUCAGCCACUUUCUUUCAGCCUGGAUCUGAUACCUGAACGGAAGCUAAGCCUAGAGCAGAAAUGAUCUGAAGCAGCAAAUCAUGAGGAAUUGAAGGUGGAGUGGAAAGACAGGGCUGUCCUUAUGUGACCCUUUUGAUGCUGCAGCAAGAUUCCCUCAUUUCAUACGCAAAUAGGGCAGAUACAGGGCUUUUUUUUUCAGCCGGAACUCACCAGAAUUCAGUUCCGGCACCUCUCAGGCGGGCGCCAUUGCUGUUAUAAGAGAACAUGGUGGAAAAACAGCACCAGGCAGAUGUAUUCAUAAGGUGAUACAGUAAUAAUAAUAAUUUAUACCCAGCCACUCUGGGCGGCUUCCAACAAAAUAUUACAAUACAAUAGUCUUUGUUGUUGUUGUUGUUUAGUCGUUUAGUCGUGUCCGACUCUUCGUGACCCCCUGGACCGGAGCACACCAGGCACUCCUUUCUUCCACUGCCUCCCGCAGUUUGGUCAGACUCAUGCUGGUAGCUUUGAGAACACUGUCCAACCAUCUCGUCCUCUGUCAUCCCCUUCUCCUUGUGCCCUCCAUCUUUCCCAACAUCAGGGUCUUUUCCAGGGAGUCUUCUCUUCUCAUGAGGUGGCCAAAGUCUUGGAGCCUCAGCUUCAGGAUCUGUCCUUCCAGUGAGCACUCAUGGGUGAUUUCCUUAAGAAUGGAUAGGUUUGAUCUUCUUGCAGUCCAUGGGACUCUCAAGAGUCUCCUCCAGCACCAGAAUUCAAAAGCAUCCAUUCUUCGGCGAUCAGCCUUCUUGAUGGUCCAGCUCUCACUUCCAUACAUCACUACUGGGAAAGCCAUGGCUUUAACUAUACGGACCUUUGUUGGCAAGGUGAUGUCUCUGCUUUUUAAUACAAUAGUCAAUUAAACAUUAAAGCUUCCCUAAACAGGGCUGCCUUCAGAUGUCUUCUAAAAGUCUGGUCGUUGUUUUUCUCUUUGACAUCUGGUGGGAGGGUGUUCCACAGGGCAGGUGCCACUACCGAGAAGGCCCUCUGCCUGGUUCCCUGUAACUUGGCUUCUCACAGCGAGGGAACCGCCAGUUGCCCCAUCAUCCCUACUACAUUGUCCUUUAGCCUUCUGUUGCAUUGAAACUGCCCACUGGCAAUACUCUGGGGCAUGGGUAGGCAAACUAAGGCCCAGGGGUUGGAUCCGGCCCAAUCGCCUUCUAAAUCUGGCCCACGUACGGUCCGGGAAUCAGCGUGUUUAUACAUGAGUAGAAUGUGUCCUUUUAUUUAAAAUGCAUCUCUGGGUUAUUUGUGGGGCAUAGGAAUUCAUUCAUAUAUUUUUUUCAAAAUAUAGCCCGGCCCCCCACAAGGUCUGAGGGACAGUGGUCCGGCCUCCUGCUGAAAAAGUUUGCUGACCGCUGCUCUGGUGAUUUGACACUGCAUUUACUGGGCAUUAAGGGCAUGUGCAAACGGCAUAUUUACUUUGGACUACUCAUGUAGUUAACAAAUCAGUCAUCACCCGUGCACCCAAAAUCUAAUGGAUUAGUCUUCGGACUUGGAGAAUACAUAAUUUAUAAACCUGCCUUGUAGAGUGUUUUGUGAAAUAUGAGCUUUUCUUCUCCUGAUUACCCCAUCAGAUCUCCUUAAGCUUUGGGUGGGUGUGGGGUGCAUGAUGCGCCAUGUCCAAAUGACACACAUGCUGCUUAUACAACCACUCUGUUUUGCUGUAUCUGCUGUUAGUGGAACAAGAACACUGCUGAAUGGUUGAGAAUUCUGCAGUAUCAUCACACUAUUGCUUGUGCAGUUCUAAAGAGAUCUCUUUUCCUUCUCUCCAUUUAUCUAACAAAAUUUAUGUAUCACUGGAUUGUAAGAGCAACAGUCACGUGCAAGUAGAACGUAAGUGUGUCGGGGGGAUGCUUGGAUUGUAGUUACUGGUAAGUGGUAUAUGAAUUGUUUAAAUACAUAAAACAAUAAAUACAUUUCAUUUAAACAAUAAAUACAUUUUAUUUUUAAAAAAAUCUUAUCUCAAAGUGAUUUUUGCGUAGACCCACACACAACCUGCUAGUGCUGUUCUUGUUGAAUGCAGGUUCCUUUUUUCCACAGCUGGAAUGUUCUUCGAAAAAAGUGCUUGCCAAUUAAGCCUUGCAUUAGUUUUGCCUAAAGCGUUAAUGGCACUGGCUUUGUGUGCCUGCCUGAGUUGUCAAUGACCAUGUUUAUUUUAUUUUGGUCUUUUUUUGGGGGGGGGGGGAGUGCUCGCUUCCAUAUUAGGAGAGCUCAUAUUGUUGGUUUUGCUUGCGUAAAGGAUUAUCUGGUGUCAAUUAAUGUUUCUCAGAUUACAGCUUUGCACAUUUGUUCCUGUCCAGCAGCAACUGAUGGGCCUGAUAGAUAUAUAUCUCUACUUUCCUGAGCGCUAGUCAGGCAAAUGCUCAAUUUCACAGAGAGGUGAAGUUUAAGCAAUGUUGGUUGAAGAGGAGAUAAUGUCUAAGUAGAAUGAAAUAAAGAAUAUAUGUGGGGGGGGGGGGAGAGACUGACAUUUCCCCCUCUAGCACCAGAACUCCAUCUCUUAUUAGCAGCCUGCAACCAGCAUGGCUGAUGGUCAAGGAAAAUGGGAUUGUAGACCAGGUGCAUUCACAGGGCACCAAGUGGAUUAUCUCUAGCUCAUCUUGCCUCUAAAGUAAAAGUAAAGGGACCCCUGACCAUUAGGUCCAGUCGUGGCCGACUCUGGGGUUGCGGCGCUCAUCUCGCUUUAUUGGCCGAGGGAGCCGGCGUACAGCUUCCGGGUCAUGUGGCCAGCAUGACUAAGGCGCUUCUGGCAAACCAGAGCAGCGCACGGAAACACUGUUUACCUUCCCGCCAGAGUGGUACCUAUUUAUCUACUUGCACUUUUGACGUGCUUUUGAACUGCUAGGUGGGCAGGAGCUGGGACCGAGCAACGGGAGCUCACCCCAUCGUGGGGAUUCAAACUGCCAACCUUCUGAUCGGCAAGUCCUAGGCUCUGUGGUUUAACCCACAGCACCACAUUGCCUCUAGUGAGAAACAAAUCUAAAAAUUUAAAACUCUACACGAAAACAGCAUCUGAUACAGCUAAAAUACAUAUUUUUGAAUAUUUUUGUUUUAUUAAGGUGAUUUCAGUUAAAAGAAAUAAAGUGAUACAGAAAAAAAAAUAACGAAAAGUGAGAGGGAGAAAAACAAUGACAAAGAUACAUAUUAAAGCAAAAAAAAUAAAGGCAAAAAAGAGAUCAAUAUUCCCUUACAUUCUUGUAUAAAUUGGUAUAGUGUUAUUGUCCUAGUGCUUAUGUAAAUGUUAAUAGCCCUACUACAUUUUGUAUAAAUUCAUUCCAAUUGUUAUCGUAUUUAUCCAUACAGAGUCUGUGCCUGUAAGCAGUCUGUUCAUAAAUUGCCAGUGAUGUCAUACCGUCAGUCCAUUGAUUGAAGAGUAUCAUAUUUAUUUUUCCAAUUCCUCCGUAUCAAUCUCUUGGCGGCCACCAUUAGGGCGCAGAAAAUCCAUUUCCAUUAUCCCGUUGAUAAUUUCUGAAGGGCAGAUGUGCAGGCGCUGAAGCUGGUCUCCCAGUGUGUGGUUUCGUAUCAGUGGCAUUUUGUCCGGCAGGAACCGCUUGGCAUUUCCCAUUUUUAAUUUGGAGAGGCGGGAUGGAAAUGGCGCACAUAGGGAGGAUUGCUUGCACCUGUAAUGAGCCCCACCCUCUUCACCCCUGAAAACCCUCUUCUCCAUUUCACUGCCUGCAAAUUGGGUGGCGAAAUUGGGACAUUUUUGUUCAGCCACAUGUGUCUGGCAUCCUGUGAGCAGCUUGGGAGGGCCAGGUUUUUUUUUGCCCUGGAUGAAGCCUCCAGAGGGGCGCCAUGGAGGCUCCUAGCCUGUGUAUGUGUGUGUACACAAAUGUGCAUGGGUGUGUGUGUGUGUACCAAACUGAGUCUUGGACCCAGGUGAAAGAAAGCCUGGUUUCAACCCUGCAAUUUGGAGUAGAAAAACAGGCUGGGGGAAGGAGCAAUUGUCCCCUAUUGACUUCCCAGACACCUGACCUGCUGAUAAUAAUAAGAAGAAGAAGAGGAGGAGGAAGAAGAAGAAGAAGAAGAAGAAGAAGAAGAAGAAGAAGAAGAAGGCAUAUAUAAAAACAUAAUUGAACAUUAAAAAAAUUUCCCCAGACAGGGCUGCCUUCAGAGGUGUUGUACAAGUUGCAUAGUUACUUUUCGUCUUGGCUCGGGGGUUGCAUAACUCCAUACCUUCCAAAAAAAAUCCAAUGAAAAUAACAACUAAUAAUAAUAAUAAAAAUAAAACAACAACAACAACAACUUUAUUUAUACCCCAUCCAUCUGGCUGGGUUUCCCCAGCCACUCUGGGCAGCUCCCAACAGAAUAUUAAAAACAUAAUAAAAGAGCAAACAUUAAAAACUUCCCCAAACAGGACUGCCUUCAGAUGUCUUCUAAAAGUCAGAGAGUUGUUUAUUUCCUUGACAUCUGCUGGGAGGGCGUUCCACAGGGAAGGAGCCACCACUGAGAAGGCCCUUUGCCUAGUUUCCUGUAACCUCACUUCUCGCAGCAAGGGAACCACCAGAAGGCCCUUGGAGCUGGGCCUCAGUGUCCGGGCUGGAUGAUGGGGGUGGAGACGCUCCUUCCGGGAUACAGGACCCGAUUUCAAUUAAAACAUCAAUUUGGUGCAGUAAAGUAUUGGUGCAGGCAUUUGCAAGUAGUACAGUGUUACCUGCUUCUCAAACUUAAUCCAUUCAGGAAGUCCGUUGCAAAACCAAAGCAUGCUUUCCCAUAGAAAGUAAUGCAAAACGAGUUCUACCACAUGUGGUGGACAUGCAGGAAAGUAAAAGGCUUUUGGGAAUUGAUCUACAAUGAGCUUAAAAGAAUUUUUAAAUAUACUUUUCCCAAAAAGCCUGAAGCUUUCCUGCUAGGAAUAGUUGGCAAGGAAAUUAAAAAAGAGGAUAAAAAUCUGUUUCUAUAUGCCACAACGGCCGCUAGAAAUAUGUUGGCCCAAAGCUGGAAAACAGAAUUAAUACCUACUAUAGACGACUGGCAGAACAAGAUGAUAAAUUAUGUUGAACUAGCUAGAAUAACAGGAAGACUAAGAGACCAGGAUGACCAGAAGUUUCAUGAAAAUUGGAAUAAAUAUCUGACGUAUAUAAGAGAUAAGUAUAGAACUUUGAGGACUCUGGCAGGGUUAGAAUAACUCUAACAGUGUUUGGCAAAUAUGUAAAAGAGAUAAAACAUGUAACUUUAGAAAUUAUCUGAUACUUAUCAAUAAAGUGAAGGGAAGUCCGAGGCUCGGCGGAGCCUAUAAAUAAUUGUGUACUAUAUAUAUGAUUUUUGUAACAGCUAUGUUAUAUGCAACUUAUGUAAUCUAGACUGUAUAUAUGUAUAAUCAAUGAAAAUUAAUAAAAAUGUAUUAAAAAAAAAGAAAGUAAUGCAAAACGAAUUAAUCCAUUCCAGACUUUUAAAAACAACCCCUAAUACAGUAAUUUAACAUGAAUUUUACUAUCUAACAAGAACAUUGAUCCAUAAAAUAAAAGCAAUAAUCAAUGUACUGUACUAUAAAAGAAAUAAGACAGUAUUGUAGAUGAUAAACAUGAAAAUUUAUUUUUUUUCUUCCCUGCACUGAUGAUAGUCAUUGUUUGGAUGGGGGUCUUUUAUCCAUUUCUGCAGUCACGCAUACAGUCAGUAGCUGAACUGGGUUCCACACAGUCACAAAAACAAAUGAACCAAAAAAGCCUCAAAAACAAAAACGCAAAAUAAAUAGCAAUAACAAAAGCACCGAACUUAAUCCGUUCCGGAAGUCCGUUUGACUUCUGAAAUGUUCGAAAACCAAGGCACAGCUUCUGAUUGGUGCAGGCGCCCCGGAAAAAAAUACGACAACUGCAUCAGAUGUUCACCUUCCAAAAAAUGUUUGAAAACUGGAACCCUACUUGUGGGUUUUCGGAGUUUGAGAACCAAAGCGUUUGAGAACCAAGGCGUUUCAGAACCAAGGUACCACGGUAUAUUGCUUUCCCUAAGACUCUGUAAGUGAGCCUUCCCCCAGCCCAGUGACUUCCAGGUGUUUUGGACUGCAACUGCUGACUAGAGCUGAUGGGGACCUGCAGUCCCUUAAUUUAACGUAGGAGGACACCAGUUUGCAGAAGGCAGGGGUGGUCAUGCAAACCCAUGUCCCUCUUUCAAAUCCUGACCCAUGAAUUCCACUUGGCUGGCUUUGAGCAAUCCAGGUAGCUUCUGCCUCAAGUCUCCUGCCUGCAGUGUGUAUAUGACGACAAUGACAACAACAACAAUUUUAUUAUUUAUACCCCGCCCGUCUGGCUGGGUUUCCCCAGCCAUGCUGGGCAGCUUCCAGCACAUAUAAAAACAUAAUAAAACUUAAAAAAUGCUGGUGAUGAUGGCGACAUUUCAGGGCUAUUAAGAUGCUUGCUAAAAUAACAAUGCUACACAUAGAUAAUAUUCAGCAACUGUACAGUGUACAGUGUACUGUACAGCAACUGAUUUUAUAAUGAAAUGAUUUUAGAAUGUUGUAUCAUUUUACUGUUGUUAGCUGCUCUGAGCCCGGCUUCGGCUGGGGAGGGCGGGAUAUAAAUAAAUUAUUAUUAUUAGUUAUUUAUGUUCGUAAUAAAAAUUAUUUUAAGCCCUUUGAACAUUGGAAUGGCUUAUACUAAUGCUAAGUAAAUGAUGAAAGUGUGCUGAUUUACUUCUUCCAUUCCAUUAAGUCAUCCCAAGUCUCGCAGGUUACAAUAUUUUUCUCCUGGUUGUUAAAGAAGAGGUUUCGAUCCCUGUUGGAGUAGCUGAAACUGCUAGCUCUAUAGCAAUUCAAAAUAAUUAGACCAGCCUCUGGCUCUUUAGUUUUGAAGUACAGAAAUAACUUAGAAGGUUUUCUUGCCUCAUUUCUUUGCGUCUGUAGCACACCAAGGUAAAGGGUUUCAAGGUGGUGAUUUUUCUUCCGCAAGCAUGAAAUCAGCUGUGAUUGUUCUCAUUUAGGAAAUGUGUCCAUUCCAACGAACUUUGCCUGUUUGCUUAAUAUUCCCAAUUUUUGGCAAAUGCUUUUUGUUGAGAUCAAUCAAUAUUCAGCUGUAAAAUCUUCCCACCUGUUUUAAUAAGGCUUUAAUGCUUCUUUAAUGAAAGGACAGAAUGAUGUGGGAGAUGAACAUCUCAAGAAAUUCUCCCCUUUUCAUCUUUUAAAAAGCAGGUGUUUAUUGAUAUUUAUUUAUGUGUAGAAUUGGCAGUCUUCCAAACUUCGCAAGACAUAUUGAUGUUCCUUGCCGACAUAAGCAGUUUUUCAUAAAAAAAGAAAAAUUGUGAGACAGUUGCCCUAUAUUUGUCUUGUAUAUGAGCAAAUUCCCCACCUCAAACUGGUGUUCAGGUAAAGCAAAGCAUUAAUCAGAACAUUAAUAAUAAUAAUAAUAAUAAUAAUAAUAAUAAUAAUAGUAGCAGUAGUAAAUAUAGCAGAAUAAAAUACAGAAACACAAGAACAAUAAAUCUUUUAAACAGACUCUGAAACAAUAAAACUGUCCGUACAAGCUCUAAAAACAAGGAAACAAUUUCAUCAGAUGUAAAAGUGAGCUUUCACAAAUGACUGGGUCACAACUUAGGGAAAGCCUUCCUUAAGCAAACAUGUCUUGAUUCUGGUUUCUAGAAUAGGUGGUACUCUGAGCAGUUCUCCAUAAUAGUGGGCAAGGCCGUCCAUUAGAUAUCCUGGUCCCAAGUUGCUCAGGGCUUUGAAUGCUAAAAGCAGAACCUUGAACGAUGCCCAGAAGCGUACUGGCAGUCAUUGAGACCAGUUCACAUAGACCUGUUGAGAUUACACAGGACCUGGGGCCGUCCAUCUGUCUUGUCUGGCGUCCCCAUAAACCCCUCUGACUCUGUCCUGAGCCCUGCCUUGAUCCCUGAUUCUUCCCAAUUAUCCCCCGGGUCUCGAGAGCAAAGGUGGUAGUGGACCCAACAGGAACCUCAGAGUUGUUGUUGGGUGGCCCAAUUGGCUGCCAAGCCGUUGUGUUGCCAGGUGUGAAGUUGGGAAGAAGGGUCUAUUCAGGCAGUGACCCAGUUGCAAGCAACGGUUGAGCUGAGGACCAAGUAGAAUGGGAGUUUGAGUGACAAUGUGUUUGUGCCUCUGUUUCAGUCUUUUCUGAACAUUUGCUCAGUUAACAGAUACCUUUUUAGCUCAUUAAUUAAUUUCCAGUUCGUUUUCUCCUGCACUGCAGUUCCCUGGCUCAGCUCCUGCUCUGACUUUGGCCUCCGUGCCUGGUGGUGGUAAUGGGCUGAUGUUUGUAACAAAUUUCUUUACUGGUUACUUCCUAACAUACAAGUCAAGUCCAGGAUGUACACCAUAUACAAUCCUUAAGCAAGGUAUAUAACCUAUUUAAUUAAAUCCAAUGCAGAUAUAUUUCUUCCUUUCUUAAUACAUUCUUGUUUGAGUUCAUAUAUUACACAGUCCUCGGAUGUGGUUAAGGAAAGCUCCCCGGAAGAAAUAUAUCUGGAAAUCUGCAUUCAAUUUUCUGUAUCUUUCACUAUUUCCCUUGCAUUUUGCUUGCUUUCUCUCCCCCACUAUUUGUAAGACCUCGUUGGACAGCCACUUUGCUUUUUUGCAUUUCCUUUUCAUUGGGAUGGUUUUCAUUGCUGCCUCCCGUAUAAUGUUACAAGCCUCCAUCCAUAGUUCUUCAGGCACUCUGUCCACCAAAUCUAAAUCCUUAAACCUGCUCCUCACUUCCACUGUGUAUUCAUAAGGGAUUUGAUUUAGAUUGUAUCUUACUGGCCCAGUGGUUUUUCCUACUUUCUUCAGUUUAAGCUUCAAUUUUGCUAUAAGAAGCUGAUGAUCUGAGCCACAGUCAGCUCCAGGUCUUGUUUUUGCUGACUGUAUAGAGCUUCUCCAUCUUUGGCUGCAGAGAAUAUAAUCAAUCUGAUUUCGAUGCUGCCCAUCUGGUGAUGUCCAUGUGUAGAGUCGUUUUUUGUGUUGUUGGAAAAGCGUGUUUGUGAUGAGCAGCUGGACCCUAGAUGGUAUUAAUGAGCAAGAUGGCUGCCCAGCACUGCUUGGUUGAGAAAUCCCUCUCCACCUGAGCACCAUUGACACAGGUGGCACUGUGGUCUAAACCACUGAGCCUCUUGGGCUUGCCAGUCAGAAGGUCAGUGGUUCAAAUCUGCGUGAAAGGGUAAGCUCCCAUAGCUCUGUCCCAGCUUCUGCCGACCUAGCAGUUCGGAAGCACACCAGUGCAAGUAGAUAACUAGGUACCGCUCUGGCGGGAAGGUAAAUGGCAUUUCCGUGCACUCUAGCACUUGUCACGGUGUCCCGUUGUGCCUUCUCGGUAGUGGCACCCUCCCUGUGGAACACCCUCCCUUCAAGAUGUCAAGGAAAUAAGCAACUAUCUGACUUUUAGAAGACAUCUGAAGGCAGGCCUGUAUCGGGAAGUUUUUAAUGUUUGAUGUUUUAGUAUAUUCUGAUAUAGGAUGUGAGCUGCCCAGAGUGGCUGGGGAAUAAAUAUUAUUAUUAUUAUUAUUAUUAUUAUUAUUAUUAUUUAAUUAAUUUAAUUAGUGGUCUAGUCAUGCUGGCCACAUGACCCGGAAAGCUGCCUGUGGACUCCCUCGGCCUUAAGUGAGAUGAGCACCGCACCCCAUAGUCGCCUUUGACUGGCUUUAACCAUCCAGGGGUUCCUUACCUUUACCUUUUUACCUUACCAUUGAUUAGAAGAGGAUUGUAUACUUUUGAUAAUAUCAACACCAUUUUCUGGACUCUAGUGAGAUUCCAUCUUUUGAAAGCACCAUAAGAACUUUAUUAGUUGUUGAGUUGGGAGUAGAAAUCAUGCCUUAAAAUGUUGGGACUGAGAGAGGUAGAAAUUCAGAUAAUUCUACUGUAUGCAGGCAAUCCAGAUCUUUUAGUACCCGUGUUUCCUUUCCAAAGAUGUUAAAUGCUUAAAGGUACACAUCCAGCUACCUGCUUCCCUAUGGCAAAUGGAUUGCCUUAGGGUGAAAGUAAACUGUUGCACUUGGAAGUCUUUUAAAUUACCCCCAGAUAGCCUCCAGACACAUUACAAAGAACAAUCCUUUGCUUGUUUUUAAGAUCUAGAGCUAGUAAAAAUUAAUACCUGCAUGCAACUUUCAUCAUAGAUAUCUGAGUAUCUAAUCUUUAGAGUUAGUACCUUUCCAGACACUUGUUUUUGGGGAGGAUAACAUGACUUACCUCUUAACACUGUCCUAGUCCUAAUGGUGUAGAUCAAUGUCCAUUAAAUGGGAGGAAGCAGAGGUGUGUGUGUGUUGUCUGGGGGGUGGGGAAGGCUAAGCACACAUUGUCUGAUGUAAAAAAGGAAACAAAUUGGGAGGCUAUUUUAAAAUUGCAAAAAGAGGCUGGGCAAGGACUUGUGGCAUUGGUGACUGUCCCCCUGCAGGAAAACAUUGCAGAAGUUUCCGGUUCUGGGUUGAGAAUCACCUUUUGCCAGUAACAGCAGUUACCAGUGCUGGGCUCUGGGAAACUUAAGUUACUGACUACGGCUGGGUUCAGGUGUGAUGCUGAACUAUAUUUAAAUAUAAUGCACACAAACUCUGUGCUCAUGCAUGUCUGUCUCCUUCAGUGCAGCCAUGACCAAGAAAUCAAAUGUUUUCACUUCUGUUUUUCAACUUAGCAUGGUUUGUUAUACAUAAACCAAGAACUAUGGCUAGCCUCAACUAUGACUUAGUGUAGACUUUCCCAACCAGCAAUUUCAACGGUCAAGGGUGAUACAUUAUGUUAUGGUUUCUUUAUAUACUGCUUUUUGGCCUUAAAUUUUUCAAAGCAAUCCUACAAAAGAAAAGAAAGCAAUAAAACGGGUGAUGGGAAUUCCUGUCAUAUUUGCAGGCAGCACACAAAACUGGGAAGGAUAGUUCACAUCUCAGAAGAAAAGAAUGAAAUUCAAAUGAGCUGGAUGGAUUGGAAAAUUGGGCUGAAACUAACACAAUGAAAUUCAACUGAGACUAAUGCAAAGUUCAUUACUUGUAUGGGCAGAGGGAGGGAAAUACUCAGGCAUAGGAUGGGGGACAACUGGCUUGGCAUUGUGGUCUAAACCACUGAGCCUCUUGGGCUUGCUGAUUGGAAGAUUGGCGGUUCAAAUCUACAUGAUGGUGAGACCUCUCAUUGCUCUGCCCCAGCUUCUGCCAACCUAGCAGUUCGAAAACAUGCCAGGGCAAGUAGAUAAAUAGGUACCACUGUGGCAGGAAGGUAAACAAUGUUUCCGUGCGCUCCGGAUUCCAUCGCGGUGUUCUUUUGCACCAGAAGCGGUUUAGUCCUGCUGGCCACAUGACCCGGAAAGCUAUCUGUGGACAAAGGCCGGCUCACUCAGCCUGAAAGUGAGAUGAGUGCUGCAACCCCAUAGUCGCCUUUGACUGAACUUAACCGUCCAGGGGUCCUUUACCUAUUUGAAAAGGCUCUCAAAAUUCCAGUUAGUCAGAAGCAGAGCACGAGUUAGCAUUGAUGCAACUGCAUAAAAAAAGGUCUAAUGAGAUUUUAGGCUCCAUGAAUAGGACCAUAGUUUCCAAGUCACUGGAAGUAAUAGAUCCCCUUUAUUCUUCACCGGUCCAAUUUUCUCUGGAGUGCUGUGUCUAGUUCUGGGUGCUGCACUUUAACAAAGAUAUAGACAAAUUGGAAUUGAUUCAGAGGAGGGCAACUGAGAUGGUCAGCGAUAUGGAAAACCGGCCCUAUGAGGAAAGGUUGAAGGAUUUAGGAUAUUUAGCUUGGAGGAGAGAAAAUAGAGGACUAACAUAUAACACUUUUCAAAUCUCUGAAGGGCUAUAAUGUAGAAACGGACAAAAGUUUAUCCUCUGCAGCUUGAAAGUCAAGACUAGAUGUAAUAGGCUUAAAUAUCAGAGAGUAGAUUUGGCUUGAAUAUUAGGAGCAACUUAUUGAUGAGAAAGAGCAGUUUGAAAAUGGAAUCAAUUGGCUAGGAAGGUGUUGGGAUCUCCCUAACUGGAGGUCUCCAUACAGAAGAUGCUCUCUCUUGUUAUGGAUUUCCUGUACUGAGGUUACUGGGGUUAGACUAGAUCAACCUUCACCAACUUGGUGUCGUCCAGAUGGUUUGGACUCCCAACUCCCAUCAGCCCCAGCCAUCACUGUUGUUUCAGAGUUGAGAACAAAGAGAGGGGGAUACAUCAUUCAGAAGUCAUCUGCUUGUGUGAACAAUGUUAGUGUGGGAGCCCUAAACUCAGGGGUUUUUUUUGGUUUUUUUGCUGCAGUAUGCUAGGAAUCUUUAGCAUACUUCCUGUAUUCUGGCACCAGCAGCUGUUUUGUGUGUGUGUGUGUGUGUGUGUGUGUGUGUGUGUGUUCGUGUUCCAUGUGAAUGGAGACCAAUGCCAGUACAGAGUCUUGCCCAUAGGAUCACAUCCACGGGCAAAAAUAAUAUUUCUAUAUUUAAAUUGUUAACCUACCACAUCUUAUGCUCAUUAGAUUGUCUCCAAACAAAAGCCUAGCUAUAAAAGAUGAACUAUCAUGGAUCAGAGGUGUAACAUGAAGAAAUUAUGCAGAGGAUAAUUAAGUCUUUCUAGACACAAUUAUUACUUUGGCAGCAUGUGUGAAAGACUUGGAGUAACCUAUUGAUUCUAAUUAUUAAAACUAACUGAAUCACCGAAUUUUUCUAAAAUUGGCUUCUGGUAAUGGGGAUUAAUAUGAAAUUAAGCCAUUAUAUUGAAAAGAAAAGAAAUUGACCCCCAUCCGUGCAUAGCAUCAGAAUCUUUGAUUUUUAAAAAUCACUGUUGAAUUUUUAUCACUUGUAGUCACUUGUAGCAUUGAGGACUUUGCUAGAAAUGAUAGUCAGAUCUGUGAACUAAUGAGAUUUAGGUGAUUUUUGAUGGUGGUAGGAUUUGGGAACGAUACUUUCACUGUAUCGUUUGACAACGAGGCAGAUCAGCUCUCUUCAAAUUUCAGACAAUGCCUUGUUAGGAGUGUUCCAACAGACCUUACGUUUUUAUAAGGCUUAUAAAUAGCUGUUUGUUUCACCACCUGUGGCAAGAAAAUAUUCCUCCAAUCUCACCUUUCCUUAAAAAAAAAUAAUGUGUGUGUGUGUUCAUUGACUGGGGAAGCUUCUGAACCCUUUAAGAUUAUUUGAUCCACUCUUAUGGCCUUAAGUCAUGUGCAUCUCUCUAUGUGUAGAUCUGCAUCCUGCCCCUUAUAUAUAAGACCUGUAGUCUCACAAGACUAUACAACAUGAUUCCAGGAGUUCUGAAAAGCAUCAUUGGAAGUGAGGUGUUUGGGGUGAGAAGCUGAUAGACAAUCCAGAACUGUUGCAGUGGAAUUUGACAAGAGAAGGAAUAACAUUAUUUGAAACUUAACUCUUACGUUAAGUACUGAAGCAAACCAUCUCCCUGUUUUACUGUGAGAGCAUUAGCUUUGUGCUAAGUAGUAAAAAUGCAGUGAAACCUGUGUGGAUAAAGGUGUCAAGUCUUAUUCAUGAGUCUUUCAGAUCUUGAAGAAGAAACACAUUACCAUCCCUUUUUUCUCCCAAAGUACAUACAGUGGUACCUCGGGUUACAUACGCUUCAGGUUACAUACGCUUCAGGUUACAGACUCUGCUAACCCAGAAAUAGUACCUCGGGUUAAGAACUUUGCUUCAGGAUGAGAACAGAAAUUGUGCUCCGGCGGCUCGGCAGCAGCGGGAGGCCCCAUUAGCUAAAGUGGUGCUUCAGGUUAAGAACAGUUUCAGGUUAAGAACGGACCUCUGGAACGAAUUAAGUACUUAACCCAAGGUACCACUGUACAGUCAUACCUCGAGCUGAAUGCGCUUCGGGUUGAGCGCGUUCGAGUUGCGCUCCGCGGCAACCCGGAAAUAACGGAGUGCGUUACUUCCGGGUUUCGCCGCUUGCGCAUGCGCAGAUGCUGAAAAUGACGUCAUGCGCGGAAGCGGGGAAACGUGGCGUGCCGUCGCACCGUCCCAUCUUGCGUUCUGUUUGGGAUGCGAACGGGACUCCGGAAUGGAUCCCAUUCACAUCCUGAGGUACCACUGUACAUAAGUACGAAAUUUUAAAUGGAACCAAGAGCUCUUAUUUAGAGGAUGGAUUCUCAUUCUAGUCUCGUGUUGGGUCAUAGCGGCAGGUGGGGUUGUGGGUGAGGAAGAGGAAGAAGGGAGGCAAGAGGAACCAUGGGGAUUGCAUAGUGGAAGGUGAGAAUGUCACACAGGCAGCUCAUGGGGCAGGAAACAUUUAAUAAUCUAGGGAGAAGUACAUUUUUUAAAAAAGUUGCUUGGAAAAGACAGUCUGUUUUAGAGUUGCAAAAUGAAUCUGCCAGCUCCCAGACUCUCUAGAAAGGCCUGCUGUGGAAAUAAGGGAGUGCUUUACCAGGCUAUGCUAUGAUGUGUGGGUGGCCUGAGUCAUGGUGACUUGUCCAAAGCCAACCUAGAGAGCUUUGUGGCUGAAUCAGGAUUUGAACCCAGAUCUUCCAGAUCUAAUAUGCUACUUCACAGUCCUCUUGUGUGAAGAGGGACAGAGUAGACUAUUUUCAGGCUUGAAUGUUGCGGGAAAGGGUAGAGAGGGCUUGGGGUUUGUUUCUCUGUGCUUUACUUCAUUGUCUUCCCAUCUUCUGAUGCAUAUUUAGCGACCAAACCUUCAGGACAGGCAUUGUAUAUUUUAUGUUUGUGGAAUGUAACGUUACUUCUCCUAAAUCCUUGGAAUAGGCUGCAGGAUUGCUGAACUGACCAUCCCAUAGACACUACUUCCAUUCAUUGUAUCUGUGUGACAAAAUAGGCUCCAACUUGGUCUAGUGUGUAAUUAUAAAUACCCAAUCACCAUGAAAUUUGCUUUUAAUUAUUAAAUCUAGAGAUGGAAAACUCUCUAAUGCAGUUAAUAAUUCUUCCUAUACAGUACUUCUAAUUUCUAUUAGAAAUGGGCCCUCUCAAACAAAAUUGUAGCACUAAUAAUACUUUAUUUAUAUAUAGUCCGAAAAGUACCUGGUAUGGUAUACAGCAUAAUCAGGAAAUUAUAUAAUAUAAAUCAAUAAAAAGUGCAAAUGCAACUAGCAGUCCAUUUCUGAAAGCAAUAACAAGGAACAUAAAAUGUGGCUAACACUUAAAAACAAAGCAACAACUCAACAGCGGCAAGGGUAAAAGAUGUUACACAUUUAAAAAGUGGAAGCAAUAAAAUGGGAUGUUUUAGCGUUUUAAAUGCCUGCUGAAAUAAAGGGUCUUCAACUGCUUUAUCUGCGCAUAACUUACCCUAAUUGGAAUUUUACAAAAUUAUACUUAGGCUGUUGUUGUUUUUUGGUUACCUCUUUACAACUCAGACGCUUUGUAAAACUAAAGCGUGGAGUGAUGGGUGUUUAGCUGCACAGCUGUGAUUCCAGGCAAAAAAAUGUGGUCCAAUUUAAGCUGGAGGACCAAAUGGUAUGAGAUCCAACGGAAGAUGGCUGUUGGUCAUUCAGAGGCUGCAGGACCUUGGAUAGCUCCAAGUCUGUUAUCUUGCCUGUGUUCUUAUAUACUUCCCUAAGCCCCACAUCAUCAGACUGUGGGUUGCCUCUUAGGGCUUGGAACCUGGCACUUCUUUGGGGAGGGGGCGGGCUCCAAUGUUCGGGGUUGUUUGUAUGAUGGGCCUCUGUUUGAUAGCUUGGACAUGCAGGAGAUACCAGCUAGGGAUGCUUGAGGAAUUCUGACGUGAACAGGCCUGAUCCCCAAAUCCUGAAUUUCACACUUCUCCAGAUUUUGUAGUGCAGUGAAACGGCCAACCUCAGAUAGUGGAUUUGGAGCAGUAUUUGAUGAUCUCCUUCUUUUGCUGUUGUCGUUUAGUCAUGUCCAACUAUUCGUGACCCCCUGGACCAGAGCACGCCAUGCACUCCUGUUUUCCACUGCCUCCCGCAGUUUGGUCAAACUCAUGCUGGUAGCUUCAAGAACACUGUCCCACCAUCUCGUCCUCUUUCGUCCCCUUCUCCUUGUGCCCUCCAUGUUUCCCAACAUCAGGGUCUUUUCCAGGGAGUCUUCUCUUCUCAUGAGGUGGCCAAAGUCUUGGAGCCUCAGCUUCAGGAUCUGUCCUUCCAGUGAGCACUCAUGGGUGAUUUCCUUCAGAAUGGAUAGGUUUGAUCUUCUUGCAGUCCAUGGGACUCUCAAGAGUCUCCUCCAGCACCAGAAUUCAAAAGCAUCCAUUCUUCGGCAAUCAACUUUCUUUAUGGAUCUCCUUCUACCGGUCCACAAUAGAAAGUGUCCUUUCAUACUGCGUCAUGGUGUGGUGCGCUGGUUAGACAUCAGUGGAUAGGAAGUGCCUACAGAGGGUGGUGAAUACAGCACAAGAUAUUAUGGGUUGUCCUGUGAAUCCGCUGGAUGACAUCGCGGAAAAACGUUGCCUCCGGAGAGUGAGGAAAAUUCUGAGGGAUGAUUCACAUCGUGGCCGGCACUUUCUUGCUCUCCUGCCCCCGGGCAGAAGAUAUAGAAACAUGAUUAGUUGCACCAACAGGGUAAAGAAUAGCUUCUAUCCGUGGGCUGUUAGGCUGUUGAAUGAAAAGAUAACAACAGGGCAACUGUCUUUUGGGUUUGGUGUGUGUGCGUCAGUAAACGAGGGGAAUUAAGACUAAGAGAGCUGAGUGGGGGGUGCUCGCGUAAUCUCACUGUAUACAAGUUGUACAAGUGACAAUAAAGUAUUACAAUUUCAAUUUCAGUAUGGUGCACAGCAAAACUGAAGACAGAUUUAACCAAUGGAGCAUGGUUUGGCCAGGGAUCUCCCCACUGAAAUGAACCAGAGUUGUGCAAGAGUAGGAAAUCGUCCUGGUGGAUUGUGAAAGAGAAGGAUUGGCAUUUAUUUUCUUCUUUGCACAGCCCUGGUGUGAGGCUCUGAGAAUCAGCUAUGCCGCACUCCCUUGUAACUCUUCCCAAAUGGUCUAAAAGCGGAGAGGCAACCGAACCUCUCUUACUGCCUUACGGAUGCUCCUGGAUCGCCCAUCUGCAGCUCUUGGUGAUUGCUGAGCAAAGCUUCCAUUUUAUCACGCACAGCCUUUGAAGCGCACUAUUGUUCAGCGAGGCGAGAGCAUCCGAGUGUGACACCGCUGCCACUUAAUAGCGUGGAAAGUUCAAGUUGAGUGUUUACAGUGCUUCCUCUCCCCUUUCUCAAGGCAUAUCCUUCAUAUCCACACCCCCACCUCCUCUCACCCCCUUUGACUGACACACGGGCCAUUGAGUGAUGGCGCGACCUCUGUUGUGUUGCUAUUUACACUUCGUCUGAAGUAAUUUCCUUUGCCGGCGACUGCUUUCACAGCAGAGAUGUGAUAGGAGAGUCACCAAGUUGCGGUGGACAGGUUGCUGGAGGUUGCCCAACAGUAGGGGCCUCUUAGGAUUGUCGUGCUGGAAUUCUUGCUCCUCUGGGUAUUUGGCAGUUUCUAAGCAAACAUAGCACUGGAGCACUUCUACUGUAUGUCUUCUAGGUCUGUCUUUUCUAUUAUAUUCAGUCUUGCUCUGUUUUUAGUUGUGUGUUGUCUGUCCAUUCCUAUUGUGUCUGCGGUGCAAAGCUGCUGUAAUAAAAUAAGUUUCUUUUUAAAAUUUUUAAAAUUUUUAUUAGCAAUUUCAACAUAACAAAUUAUCAAACCAUAUAAUCACAUACUGUAUUUUUUGCACCAUAACACUCACUUUUUUCCUCUUAGAAAGUAAGGGGAAAUGUCUGUGCGUGUUAUGGAGUGAAUGCCUGCGGGUGGGAUCUGCUGCAGUCGUGAGCAGAGGAUCCAUGGUUCCCCUUCCUUCCCUCCUCCGUGGUUACAAAGCAUGGAUCCACAUGGAUCCUCAGGAUUUUUGCAUUGGGCUACUCCAAACUCACUGUCAGAUCACAUGUCUGUGGCCACAGCAUGAACCACAAAAAUCAUAUAUCCACUAUUUCGUUUAGAAUAUUUUUUUUCUUGUUUUCCUCCUCUAAAAACUAUGUGCGUGUUAUGGUCUGGUGCGUGUUAUAGAGUGAAAAAUACGGUACAUUAUUUUCCCCCUCCCCCCUCCCUCCCCCACCAAAGACUUCCCUCAGCUCCUCUCUCUGAUUUCUCAGCACAUAUUAUUCUCUGCAUGUUACAAAAUUUUACAUAUCCUUGCAUUAUCUAUCUAACAUGUUAUCAACCAAUAAAUAUGUGUAUGUUUAUUCAAAACCUGCCAAGGAGUCCAGUUUAUUUUGUUGUCUUUUUAGAUAAUUUGUAAAAAGCUCCCAUUCCUCCGUAAAGCCACAGUUGUCCUUCUCCCGCAAUUUGUAUGUCAGUUUAGUCAUCUCUGCAUAACUCAUCAAUUUUUCUUGCCACUGUUCUUUCGUUGGGAUUUCCUCAUUCUUCCAUCCUUGUGCUAUCAAGACUCUUGCUGCUGUUGUAGCAUACAUAAAUAAAUUCUUUGUUUCUCUUGGCAGGUCUUGUCCUACAAUCCCUAACAAAAAUGCUUCUUGGUUUUUUUACAAAUGUCAUUUUAAACAUUUUUUUUUUCAGUUCAUUGUAUAUCAUUUCCCAAUAAUUUUUAAGUAAAAAAAUAAGUUUCAAGCCUGCAUCUGCUUUGGUGGGCUCUUGCCACAAUAAAAUGUGUUCAGACUUUAAGGUGUCCCAAGUUUAUUUGCUGUGUUUGUUGCAUUGAACUGGCACAGCCCCUCUCCUAGAUUUUACUUGUCUUUCUGACUUGUUUCUUCUCCCUGCCUCUCCAGUGCCAAUGUGAAGUUGAACUAUGUAUUUGACUAGGUAGAAGUGUUGCAGAAACUAUUUCAGGCAGACCCCGUUUGGUGCAAACAUAAGCAAUGUAAUAAUCAGUUACUGAACUGAGAAACAAAUGUUUCCAGUGCCACUGCUUGUCCACACUUAUAAAACAAAAAUGAUUUUGUAAAUCCCGCUUUUAAAUGGGUGACGUGGUCGCAUGGUCUAGUGAAACCAGUGCAGCAGAUGAACUUAGCAUCUAAAGACCUGUAUGGAAUGAGCAAGGAAUAGAUUUGGAUCUCCUAGUGCAGUCCUCUUCAACCUUGGACUACAACUCCCAUCAUUCACGAGCUGGCUACGGAUGAUGAGAGUUGUAGUCCAUCAACGUCUGGGGACCCAAGUUUGAAGAUCACCCUGCUGUAGAUCACUUGGUGAUUUGCAGUAGGUGGUUAAAGUAGGGGUGGCUAACCUUUUUGGGGCUAAAGACUACAUUGACCCCAAGAUCUACCCUUCUGGGGGCUGCGUGGUCAAAGUGGGCAUAGCCAAAAUGUGAAAGUGGGUGUUGCCAUUUUGGGGUGGGCUUAGAAGAUGGCAUAUUUGGAGUUGGGAGAUUGAGAGCUCAAAAACAGGGGGGCGGGGUGAAGGGAGGAGUAGAACAAGUGAACUCAAGCGCCAGUUCUUAUAAUGACUACUUUGGAUGGGAACAGUGGAAAGCCACUGUACCGCAGUCUGGCAGUCCUGCCUCUCAGGUUGCAAUGGCUGCCAAUAGAUCAGUUCUGGAACCAAAUGGAAAUGAGUUUGAAUUACAAUAGUCGAGGUACGUCUCCAGGUCUUCACGCAUCCUGGCCAGCACAGCAAAUAAGUGGUCUGAUUACAUAGUACUUGUAAAUAUUACCUGCUGAGGCUUGCAGCAAGAGGACAUCCCUGCUGUGUUGCCUGUCAUUGUACCCUGGUGGUGUGCUGAACCCCUCUCCAACCUCGUAGCCGCUUGCUGGAAUUGCUGGGUGUUCAUAAUUCUCAGACUUGGUUCACUGUCUCUAUUAUGGUAGAUUUCUUUUUCUUUUUCUACUUUAUUUUCAACGCAAAAUUUCAACAUAAAAGAUAAACAAAAUAAUACAUUAGUCAAAAAAUCAAAGAAAAAAAAAGAACAACCACAAAAACGUAAACAAACAUACAUAUACUUUGACUCCCUCCCAUCCUUUUGAGACUUCAACUUUUCAUUUUAUCUUAAUUGUUGUGUUAUAUAUAUAUUAUGUUAUUUCUAGCUUUAGACCUUUUAUAACCAUUUCUUCAUUCCCUUGACCUUGCAAACUUCAUUUAUUACAUACCGAUAUGUUAAUUCCAGAACAAUGUUUAUUCAUAUACUCUUUAACACAAUCCCAUUAUUUUAUUAAUUGUUUAUCUGAUAGUCCUCUUAAGACUGCCAUUAACCUUGCCAAAUCUAUGUAUUAUGGUAGAUUUCAUGAGCCCAUGAGCUGAGGAUUGGAGGUCCACCAUGCAGACCUAUGACAAUGGCACUUUGUACUUUAUGCAAAUUUUAGCUUUCCUGGAAUCUCAUCUCAAGAAAUUUGGGGGAAUUGUAAUUGCGGGUGGAUAGGAGUUUCUUAACUGUCAAUUUUGGGAGGAGGGGGCGUGACUGUUAAAUUACUUUAACAUUGCGUUUGUAGCAUAGAAGUAUCCAUGAUAUUUCUCUUUGAAGUCAUUCCUUUUUAAAUCAAAAGACUCUUAUCUUCGGCAUUAAAAGAUUCUAUCUGCGAAGCACUCUGGUGGACAAUUUUAAAUUCACACCAGUCAGAAAAUUGAGACUUAUGGUCCCUGCGGCAAAAGUAACGGCCACAGUGCAUACAUAUAUUACGGUGUAAACUUAAUGGCUCUAUAAAUACAGUAGCAAAAAAAUACUGCAGACGGGCAGGAGUGCCAAGCUGCAAAUGCUGAGAGGACCAUAAACUUGGCAUGUGUGACAUGUAAAUCUUCGGCUGCAACGUUGUGUGGCGGAUGAGGCUCACAGACAGGGAACACACAUUCUUCCAGUUGCGAGGGGAGGCUUUUGCAAAUAUUCAUUGAUUUGGACUGUUGGAGUCUCUUUCCCGGCCAUCCUCUCCACCCCCAGGUUCUUUGCUUUUUUAUAGCCUCCAUCUUCUCCCUCUUUAAAGGUAAAGGUAAAGGUACCCCUGCCCAUACGGGCCAGUCGUGUCCGACUCUAGGGUUGUGCGCUCAUCUCACUUAAGAGGCCGGGAGCCAGCGCUGUCCGGAGACACUUCCGGGUCACGUGGCCAGCGUGACGAAGCUGCUCUGGCGAGCCAGCACCAGUGCAGCACACGGAAACGCAGUUUACCUUCCUGCUAUAAAGCGGUACCUAUUUAUCUACUUGCACUUAAGGGUGCUUUUGAACUGCUAGGUGGGCAGGAGCUGGGACCGAAAGACGGGAGCUCACCCCGCCGCGGGGAUUCGAACCGCCAACCAUGCGAUCGGCAAGUCCUAGGCGCUGAGGUUUUACCCACAGCGCCACCCGCGUCCCAUUCUCCCUCUUUAGAGAGCCGCUGAUACAAUGCUAACUUAGAAGUGGCAGGAAAGCUAAUUAAUUAAGCACUAAUUGUUAAGCCAAUUGUUGCUAGGCUUAACAUUUGACUUGUUUACUAUCUGGAAAUAAAAAGGAAAAGAACUAAUGAUCUAACAAAUUGCUCAUCGCUCAUAAAUGUCCACAUUGUUGUAUGUAUGAAUGAUUAUUUUAUGAAGUAAGCAUCUUUUUUUUCUUUUCCUUUUAAAGGCAAUCCAGAAGUGGUGUAAAUGUGAUGGGUAUGAUGUUUAAAAUUGUCUAGGUAGCCGUGGAGACAAAUGGUAUGCCUAAUAAAGCUUAAUGACUGAUUUUUCCCUCCACUAAUCAGAGCUAAGAAUGUGCUUCAUUAAGAUAAUUAACUGAGUAGUUGCUUAACUGUCAGUCCUAGACACAAAUUCCCAGGUUCCUUGCUUUUCUCUAAAUAAAAGCCAGAGAAAAGAAAGAUCCUGGCUCCCUUUAAUCAUCUUUAUUAGUAAGAUGAUGGGCAAAAGGGUUAUUAAUUUUUUUAAAAGGCAGCUCUCUGCCUGGAGCUGCGACAUUUCAGAUAGUACGGAACAUACUGUUGGUGUGCACGCCAGAAAGAAUAUUUUAGUUCAUAUGUUGGUCUGGCAACAGAGAGAUAAAUUUGAAGCUAGCUUUUUGUUAUGAAGAGCUGAGCUGCAUCCAGCCAGACAUUUAACACAAGUAGGCCAUCAAACCUCGGCACUUCCUCAGUGCUGCCAAAGCUUGAACUAUAGAGCAGAGCCCAAAGCUCCACUCAGGAUGCUCCCUGGAUAGUUGGUUUAAAUGUAUCUGGAAAUCUGCAUCUUUAUGUGAUUUGAUUAUUUGUUCCACUUGUACAUUCUCCGCCCCUCCCCAAGCUCAGGGUGGCAUAGAUACUCUUCUGACUUUUUAACCAUAGUUCUAGUUACAGGUGUUGGUCUGCCGUAAAAACAAAAUAAAAAUAUAUAAUAUAAUAUAAAUAUCUGAAGAAGAAGUGGUAUCUAAAUAAGUGUGCAUGCACACGAAAGCUCAUACCAAUAACAAACUUAAUUGGUCUCUAAGGUGCUUCUGGAAGGAUUUUUUUUAUUUUGUUUCUUUUCACCAUAGUUAGCCAAUUUGGGGAUCAUUCUGUUUGCUUGAGAGCUCAACUCCCUUCCGCGGUGUGUUGCAUCUAUGUUGCAGCCAUGUUUAUCACUUCCCAGAUUCUUUCCUAACAAUGGCUUGCCAGUGGGAUUGUGGAGCACUGAAACCAUGAUGCGUGACAGAAUUUCCACCAGUCUCUAUUUUUCCAUGGAUAUUUUAGAGUAAUAACUGGUGUAAGUGAAGGCACCAGGUGAGUCUCCCUGGGGAGAGUGUUCCACAAAUGGGGAGCCACCCGUUCUAGUGUUGCCACCCUCCAGACCUCUAGUGCAGGGGGCAAAGAAAGAAGGGUCUCAGGUGAUGAUGGCAGGUCUGCCCGGGUCCCCAUUGUUCUGCCUGGACACUGAGGUCCAGCUCUGAGGGCCUUCUGGUGGUUCCCUCGCUGCAAGAAGCCAAGUUACAGGGAACCAGGCAGAGGGCCUUCUCGGUGGUGGCACCCGCCCUGUGGAACGCCCUCCCACCAGAUGUCAAAGAGAAGAACAACUACCAGGCUUUUAGAAGACAUCUGAAGGCAGCCCUGUUUAGGGAAGCUUUUAAUGUUUAAUAGACUAUUGUAUUUUAAUAUUCUGUUGGAAGCCUCCCAAAGUGGUUGAGGAAACCCAGCCAGGUGGGUGGGGUAUAAAUAAUAAUAAUAAUAAUAAUAAUAAUAAUAAUAAUAAUAAUAAUAAUUUAUAUUGGGGGAGGCAGUCCUGGAGGUAUUGUGGUUCUGAGCUUCAUUAGGCUUCAUUAGGUUUCAUUAGGUCAAAACGAGCACUUUGAACUGGGGCCAGAAACUAAUUGGUAGCCAGUGCGGUCAGGUCAGGAUCAGUGUAAUAUGCUCAAAUUGUCUUGUCCCAGUGAGAAAGUUGGCCGCUGAAUUCUGCACCAGCUGAAGUUUCCGAACAAUCUUCAGAGGCAGUCCCACAUAUAGCACACUGCAGUAGUUGCGUAUCACAGCUGACCAGAACCUCAAGCCCAGCGCUCCAGCUGCUACACAACAAUAAUAGUGUAAUGAAUGUUGCUUUAUGAUAUGGGUAUGAUUUAUUUCCCGAGAAAUGAAUCUUACACUCAGUGUACAACAUGCACCUGUGGCCCAAACAUUGUGGGGUUUUUUGGCCUCAACUCCCUGAUCUGUCCUUUGGCUUGGACUCCCCCUGGUGGAAGAGGGGAAUUGUUCUUUCUGAUUUCUUCCAAAUACCAUUUCAUCGCAGUACUGAAAAACGCGUUUCUUGCAAUUCUUUUGCUGUAAUUAGGAGGACAGGUAAGUCACCCGUGAGAAUAAUUUAAGAGAAUUAAGUGAAAGCUCCAAAACUUGAAUAACUGAGUAAGCUGUUGUCUCUUCGUAAAUACUUAUCUUUGAAGAUUUAUGUCAUGAAUCAUAAACAUAGUCCUUACCAUCUUAACGUAAGAGUGGGAAAUAUUUUUCAGUAAUCACUUUCCCCCUUUCUCUUUCAGAGUUUUCACGUCUUCCACAAUGA
This is a messenger RNA of Podarcis lilfordi (Lilford's wall lizard), 81630 nucleotides long. NCBI's taxonomy places the organism in Eukaryota, Metazoa, Chordata, Lepidosauria, Squamata, Lacertidae. The record is from the annotation of a GenBank genome assembly.